GGAAGAGAGCGGAGACGAGCUGCAGGACGGGUUUUAAUCAGUGACACAACAUGGACUGACCAAAGAGGGGGGUGAACAGCAGCACUACCAAGAUCUGUCUCCUGACAGCGUGAAGCCCGUGUAGUGUUUAUAGAUACCAGGCAUGUUCAAUGUUGAACAAAUUACGAGCAGGAUUCAGAGCCAAAGUUUUUAUUCCAUCACAGCUCAUAUGGGAUGUAAAACCACUGCUGGAACGCGCAGAGACAUCAGUGUUUCUAUUGGCUGUGCGCAGCGUCGCUCACAAGGAUGACGAUUUUGCUGCUAUAACCAGCUGAUGCUGAGGCUAUGUACACGGAGCCUCAGAAGAAGUGUUGACGGUACAUGGAUACCCCGUCAUCGCCGUUAUGCCUGCGGAUUCGGUCUCAUCUCCGUCCACAGAUUGAGUGAAGAGGAAAUCUGAUCCAGUCACGACGCACAGGCCCGGGCUUUCCCCCCUUCGUCCUGCCGCUCCACAUGAUGUUUCAUCGUCUUCCCACAUCAUCAUCUUCAUGAGCAUGAUGCUCUGCGCUUCACAGAUUGAGCUUGAGGCGACACAUCACGUUUGCAGGUAAAAGGGAGCUUUAUUGGUUUGAUGUUGGACGGGCUGCGGACUAUUAUUUCCUUAUCCAUUGUAUGGGUUACGUGCGUUAAUUACGCUUAAUUAUGGGGUGAUGGGUAAAUGCCGUGUGUGGAUCUUGUUGUGCAACCCUGUCAUGAACAUGGUCCGUGAACAACGUUAUAAUGUAUGCACUGGUUGCUGUGUAGGCUGAGAAACGCGUGGACAGCGGUGGAAUGGUGUUGCGCUCCGCAACGCAGCGAUGAGAGAGACGCAGUUUCGAUGCAGAGAGAGCAGCAUUACUAUUCUCUCUCUCUCUCUCUCUCUCCCUCUCUCUCCUUUUCUCUGUUUCUCUCUCUCUGCCUCUGUCUCACCUCAUAAACACACGCACACACAUACCUCGUGCACGCAAACACACGCAUCUGCCCGUUAAAUUCACACUCCUAAAGUCUCUCUCAUCAUGGUGGUUUUAUUUUUAUUUUUUUACAUGCAAACACCAACAGGCGUUAGUUGCAGGUUUGAUGCUUCAGUCUGCUCCGUCAAUAUUUUCAGCACUUUCUCAGUGAUGUGUCCACCUUGUUUCCUUUUACCAGCUGUCUGCCUGAUGGCUGCAAGGAGAAGCAGCAGCUUAUCAAUUAACCCACCCUGUGCUGUACCCGUUUUUUAGGAACACUCUUUCCUCUAGCACACGAAAUAAUGCAGAGCUCCAGUCGCAGGCGUUAAGAUGUCCUUAGAGAGCAGAUCUGGUACGGAUGUUAUCACUCCCCAGAGCAGCACCAUAUUCUUAAAUGACUAGCCAUGGAUGGCCUCAGCAUCCACCUUAUCACUUCUCCUGGAAAGACUUUCCUGUGUGGAGUGUACACUGCAUAGGAAAACGCCCACACAGGCACAUGAGCCAAAUCAACAAAGUUGUUUUUCGGUGCUGAAUAAAUCAAGUGUUAUACAAAUGAAGUUGGACUGAUACUGUGAGGAGCUCUGAUGGUUUUAGUCCAACUAAAUUCGCAUUACAAAAGAGGCGUUUAGUAACUGUGGUCAGUUUUGGAUGAAUGACAGGAGAUGUGAGCCUUUGGAUGGGAUUGUUCUCAGCUUUUUUGUUGGUUUUUCUUGGACAAAAAUACUUUUUUUUAUUUGCUGUGUGUAUAAACGCAGAAUAUGUUUUUGAAAGUAGGGAGGAAAGCAAACUAAAAAGGUCAAUCUUAGCCAUGGGAGGGUUUGAGUUUUGAGAGUUUUGAAUCAUCAUACAGAAUUUAACCCCUUUCAGCAUUAUGAAUGGGGUAGAUCAGAGUUUUGCAGGUUGGUAUGAAGUUGAUACAAAAGCAAGUGAAGCUGAGACUGAUGGUUUAGGCCAGAGCAUCAUCAGAGUUAAAAUAAAUCAACCUGAGAUUGACAUAUAUCAUUAAAUUUCACAGGAAUCCGUCCAGGAACAGCUGCUAUUGCUUAUUCUUGGAAAUAUGUCUGUGGUUGUGAGGCACAAGCUAAGUAGGUGUAGGUCCAUCAUGGUCCCCCAUCUUAAUUUGAUUUAUUAGCAUUUUAAAUGUUUUACAUGCACUUAAACACAAAAGUGAAGUUGAUGCUGUUAAAAUGAGAAGAGUUGUACAGCUAUUUGGUCUUGAAUUAAGGUAAUGCAUCGUUGAUAUCAUCAUAAUUCAGCACAAGACUGAACCGAGUGUCAUGCCAAUUUAUCUGGUGACAGUGUGAACACUCCCCUUCAAAACAUAAAUGUAAACUUGCCGAUUUGCUACAGAAAAGUCAAGGAAGAGGAGGACAUCAUCCAAGAACUGUGAAUGUCUUUUUACUGUGACAGAAACUGUGAUUUCUGAACAAAUGAGUAAAAGCUUUGACCAAGAAAAGUCAUAGAUCACUAAAGCCCCCAGGACUCUUGCUUUUGGCUCACUGAACAUUUCGAUCAAGUGUGAUGGCAACCAGCUCCAAGUUGGCACCAAGAAUAUUUGCUCUAAAUACUGACCAAAAUGUUUAUGGCAAUCCAUCAGAAAUGUCAAGACACAGAUUCACAUUUUUGUCCCUCCCUGAAAGAGUCUUCGUCUGAAUGUGGCGCAAAAGAAACGGUGGAUCAGCGUUAAGAUCAAAGAAGUUAAACUUGAUGUUGAUUCAACAUCAAGGGAAUGUACUAAUGUAUGGACAACAUUUUUGUAACUAUACCUCUGAUUCUCAUUCAGCCUGAAACUAAGAGCCAAUCCAACUACCUCAUUACACCUUUGCAGAGCAGGAUUGGUGUAAUAGUGCUGCCAGACAUUUUACUUUCACUCUCUGGACUGUCACCCUCUCAGCUUCCUUCGGGUUGAGUGUGGCUGACAGGGAUGGAUGGGAAAGGAUGAGAGUGUGGAAGUCAUGCUUAAGUCAUCCAUAAUUUAAAUGUGUCCUCAAGGAAGUGUGCCUUCCUGUACAUUUACUCGUCCUACUUAGCCACCAUGUGUACCAGGAGUACUACCAGCAUGCAGAGGAUGAUGGGAAGCUGAACCUUGGAGUGAUCUUUUUCUCUUUCUCUUCUAACACCUUGUUUUUUUCUCUUUAUCUCUAAUCUUUUCAGGUUAAACUUCAUUUGGAUAGAAGUACAAGACAAACAACCUGAAGACAUGAAAUAAAGAGUGUGCUGAGACAACGGGAACAACUCGAUCCAUAAAUAAAAACUGACAUUUAAAGGCUGGAUCAGAUCUGCAGAGUGAAGGAGAAAGAAGACAAAGUGGAGCGGGAGUCAAAAUGGGGUGUGUUCACAGAUUUGCUACAUUUCUCCUGGACGCUUCACUUCACUCCCUCAGACGCUGGCCGAAGCAGGAGUAUCCUCACUAAAACAGGAGCAGCUAAUUUCACCUGCAGGAGGAGCCCUCGCCCUCGGUGAUGUGAUGAAUAAGUUUGAAGUCCUUGGCAUUGUGGGAGAAGGUGGGUGGUUUUACACAGCAGAUUGAACUGCAUGUUUGUUGAAUGUGUGUAUGAACAAUCGUUAACCUUCAGCUCUGAUCCUUGUUUCAUAUUCGCUGUAUUUUUAUGGGGAUUUGGAGCUUGAGGCGCAUUGCACAAUGAAAAGCUUAAAUCUGCAAAAUGGUUAUCAGACCAUAUCACCAGUACGUCCCUGCAACACUUUUCACACGGUGCAGAUUCAAGAGCCUGAAAGGUUGAUGUUUUUCUUGGAGUAGUAUGUAAGUCUUCCCUGCUGUCCUUUCACAGCAUUAGUCAUUUGUUUGCCUUAAAUUCUCCAGCAGUGCCCUUGUCCUUUUUUAUAAACCUUAUCUGCAGAGAAAAGCAGACCUUUAUCUGAUACAGGUUUCGUAUAAUACACAGAUCUCUAUUCCUGUAUUUGACUUUCAUGAGUGUUUGUUUUUUUAGCUGAGAGCCCUCAUGAUGAUGUCCCAUUUCUCAUUCAUGCAAGCUCUAAAUACCAUCUCAACAUUUGCAGCACUCAUUCAUCAGUGUUACAACAGUCAUGCCAUGUUUAGCACUGUGCUGGUUUUUCCUGCUCCUCGGUUUUAUUCAUUUUCUCAUUUAUUGUUAUCUUUCUAGACAUUUUUUAAGAAUGUUACAUGAGCAAAAUUAAACCGUUUUCCUUAAGUAAAUUUUGAACUUUAGGCUUCAAGUUUUAGUUUAAUGUGUCACAGACUAAAGCUUCCCCAGGUUAACAGAAACCUACACCUAACUGUCAUCAAAAAGGUCAACUCAGUGAGUUUAUGCAGCAGCUUAGUGAGUCUUGAUAUGGCUCUUCUUACUGAUUUUAUUUGUGCUGAGGAAUUUAGUGUUAAAGUUAAUUUUCCACCAGAGCAGGUAAUUUCAGCACCUGAUGGUUUUUUUUUAACCUUUUUAGCAACCCUGGCUGUUACUUGACAGGCUUGAAUUAUCGGUAUACAAGCUCUUGGUUUAGGAAUGAAAAAGUAAGCACUGGUUGUUUUAUUCAUGGAUCUCAUAUGUCAGACACAAAGAUGGAUGCAGCUUGAGGGCGGUACAACUUGGAAAUAUAUGUGAUAAGAGGUCAGGAUAUAUAGUUUAGCCUUUAAUGUAAGAGACUGCUAGUCAAGUUACAUUUUGACCAGUUAGCUAGUAUUACUUUAUUUACUUGGGACCAUAACUUGUCUGCAAUUUUCCAAUACUUCAUCUGGCAUGGUUUCAAUCUGGAAUCCGUCCACUCAAUAUUGUCACUUAUUCUCACUGUACCUUUGAUGCUGGUGGCUUGGUCUGCUUUUGUGGGUCAUGAAGAGACAUUACUUUUGAUGUCUGCCUGUGUGUAAAUAAAAGCUAAAAACUCCUUACAGGAGCUUUAAACGUGAACAUCCUAAGAGGUUUCUGGAAUGGUUUUAAAGGCUGCGAUUGUAUUUGAAAAGCAUGCAUUUGGACUGGAGUAGGGACACCUCAAUUUUCAGGAGUGAAUGGAUCAGUCAGCCUAACUAUAUACAUAAUAAUAAUAAUAAUUAUUAUUAUUAUUAUUAUAAUAAUUGAUAUAAUUCGUCAAUGUGUAGCAACAGUAUGCUUUUUUUGUUUAACUUUUCUCAAUGUUUCCUCUGAGAAAAAGAUCUUUGUGUACAUCUUUUUAUACUUAUAGAGUUUGACAGACUUUAAGAUUACGUUUAGAUGUUUUAAUCUUUGACAUGUGUAAUUAUUCUAAUACAUUCUGACUAAAAUUCAUUCAUGAAACACAAGUGUUCCACUGAAGAGCGAAACACUGGUCAGCUCCAGCACUAGUGACAGUGAUGGCUUGCCCAAAAAUCAUAUUAAUGAGGAUAAUAUUUUAAGCUUCCAAUAACGCCUCAUCCAGGUCUUUUACACAUCAAACCAUGCAACCUUCAUUUCUUGCAGUCGGCUGCAUCAUUCCUCUCUGAUUUGAGUGCAUUGAACUGACGUGCAUCCUUGGCUUUCUUCUAAUGGAAGAGGACGGAGGUUACUGAAGUGCAGAUAAUUCUUCUCACGAACACUCCUCCACCUCAGAACUGGUCAGCCUCAGAUGUCAAAAAGACAAACACGAAAAAAUAUAAAUAAAGCGUUACUCUGAUAUUGUUGCCUUUUCAUGACAUACAUGAUAAAAUGAGAUUAUCAGUGACAAGAUUGGUUAUUUCUUUAUUUCUUUAUACUGAACUCUAGCGCCUGUGUAUGGGUCAGAUUCUCCAUGAAAAAAGCCAAGUCAAUAUUCGACACUGACCCUGAAGUGUCUAUAUUUAAAACUCUGCUGGUAAAGUUUGGCAGUGAAAAGUAAGUUAGCAAGCAGGAGGAACUUUUUGUUUUCUGUAGAUAAUUUCUUUUUACAAAAUAUCUUGGACUCAUGGCUGACACUGGAGCAAGGUGAGCAAGUAGAUGUACAUUUUCUGUGGAGGUGUUGUUUUCGACAGAGAAACUGUACAACCAGGGCAUAAGAAGAAAGUUAAAUUACAUUAUUCAGAUGUUAAUUGAGAGCACACAUCAUGACACGAGAGCAGAGAGGGGUAACAUUAAACUGGUUCACCUGGUCACCUUUUAAAAGCUAUCUGAGAGUCAUAAAUGAGAGUUUACAAGCUUGGUUAUCAUUACAUAACAGCCAAUACUUCAUGUAGCUACAAAUCAAUACAUUACCUCAUCACUCUGCAUCUUGUAAAAAGUCUGCCUGAACAAAAAAAAGUGAUAUAAAACAGCCGAUCUUCAAUCCGUUCAUGUGCUUUGGCAAGAGCUGCAUCUUUACAACAGUAGGUGAUGAUGUACAUGGGAAAUGAAGUCCUCCUGAAAAAAAACAUGACCAAAUUUGUCAGAGGAGUUCAUCAGAAUCAACACCAGCACUGAAUAGUGACUCCUCAAAUGAUCUCAGUCACUCUUUGUUCUUGCUUGUAGUCCCUCUUAGACAAGUGUCAUACAGUAUCCUGGAUAAAUGUACUUUCUUUUAAUCCAGCUUUACUGUCAGUCACACUUCUUACAAUGAGUUUUAUAAUGAAUAAGGUUUUCUUGUCUGUUUGGGUUACUCGUGACUCAACCAGAACAUUUUUCUUUGGAUUCAUAAGUGAUGAAUUCUGUCCAAAAAAGGACUCCAAUCCUCCUGAUGAUCAAAUGUAAACAAACACCAUGGCCAAAGGAGACUAUAUGAAUGAGUUUAAAGAUAAUUUAUAGAUUCUUGCUCCAAAGGGUAGUUUCACCAUCUUAAAUAUAGUAAACAGAUAACAGAGAGAGAAUAUUGAGACAACAAAAAUCAAACUCUGGCAGCACUGAAAUAUUUAGCUUCAACUGUUCAAGUCUGACUCUUUGCCAAGCAAACCCAUUUGGAGCCAGUGACAUGAAUUCUUAAUUAUAGACUAACCAAGAACAUGACGUGCUCAGCAAAGACACAAACCUGCAGGGACUGAGUGUGUAUGUGUAUCUGUGGUGUUAGUUGUCAAAGGUUUGUGCAUACGUGUGUGUUGAGUGUGUGGGAGAGUAUCUUUGCUUCUGUCUCACCUAUUAGCUGUUCCUCUGCUUGUUCUCACCUACUGCUCUUGUUUUCUAUGAACAUGUUUGUUCGAGGUUUAGGAGUUCAAAACAUAAUUAAGAUGUCGAAACUUAACACACAUCUCAGCCUCCUUAUUAUUGAUCUUUCGUGUCUUUUUCUCUUUUUCCCUGUGCAGGAGCAUAUGGAGUGGUGCUUAAGUGCAGGCAUAAGGUAAGACAGCUCUCCUCAUUUCUGAUUGGCUUAUUUCUAUGACAAGAUUAGAUUGUUGCGUUGUGAUGUGAAGUCUAAGGCAGGUCUUGUUUUGUGACGUUUGGAUUAAACAAAGUCUUUAGUCACCAAUAGUAGACUACUUUUUAUGGCAUUUAAUCUUUGGCAGAAACUGCGCACAAGAAAAAAAACUACACAAGGUUGUAAACCUGGUCAAACAAAUACAGGCCCUUUACCCAGAGGACUUCUGCCUGUGAAACCAAAGAACAAAAUGGACUCAUGUUGAUUAUAACAACACAAAAGGAGCUGUUGUAAAAACUGGACUAGGGGUCCGAUUGGCAUGUCAGACACAAUCUGUUUUGAGGAGCUGCCAGAAAAAAAGAGGUUUAAACUGUGUUCCUGCACAAAGACUCCCAUUUAUUUCAGCAGGGUGCAGUUUCUGAGCAGAUGUGUCGCUCUUUCUAUUAUUGCCACCCUGCCAGCUACUUGUACAGUGGUUGAGCACAGCCUAUGGUGGCCUUGAUAGUUGUGAGGUACAGAUGGACCCACUACCCGGGACCAAUACACAGAUUUGCACCACCCUCUUACACUGUCUUGCGCAGAGGAGUCUUUUCAAUCAAGCAGAACUCCAGUGUUUCCUUUAAACGCAGGGUUACAAUCUCAUGAGGAAGAACAGCCUCCUCUUCACUGGUCUGCCUUGAAAAGUAUUAAGCAAGCGGACUGUUAUGAGGGCCUUCCUCUGGGUAAAAUACUGUAACCUUCGUUGAAUCAACAUUAUAAGUCUUCACUGACUGUGGAGCAAAGAGAUUUAGAGCUCCCCCUGCUGACUGGCUGCAGCAUAGGUCAUAAAGCCAGCCUCCCCAACAUAAACAUGGGUCAAGUUAUUGAAUCAAAAUACCCAACCAAUUGAAUUCAAAUGGUUUCUGUGGUUGUAUAAAGCUCUUAUGGUGCUGUUUUUAAAGUUUCUAACUGUAGUUGUUUCGUUUUAGAAAGUUGGUUGAAUGACAGCUCUGUUGAGGAAUGCAGGAACAAACAACAUCAUCAGAGUCACUGAACUUUCCAUAUUGCUUCAACUCAUCUGUUUUUCUGGGGACUGUACUGACCUGAGGGAUCUCACACGUUUGGUAGAAUCUCCUUCCUCUUCCAGCCAGGUCGUCGUGUGUUGGCUGCACAAGUACAAUAUGUCUGCUGUCACGGAAGCAGUCUUUUGGCCUGGUAUAUCAUGGGAGGAAAUGAAAACACAUUGUCCAUUCUGUCUGCACACAGGCUUGGAUACACUGUCCAGAGUUUGCACACAACUCCUCACAAGCUUAAACCAUGUGAUACUGACCCACUCUCACACACGUUUAUUUAUGUCACAUUGUACGCAUUAAUCAGAAUAGCUUCUGAGAAAGGCGACUGUGUUACCUACGUGGCUCUGAGAAAACAUAUUUAAAUUUAUGCCAUUAAUGUGCUCGGUAUGCAUGAGAGGGGGGCCUGCUGGUGUGACUCAUCCAGCACUUCCUACCAUACGUGACUGCAUGAUUCCCAGCUCAUGUUUUGCUGAUGUAUCCUCCUCUACUCGCUGAUUCUCAGAGUUCAUAGAGCAAAACUGUUCUCUUAACCUGUAAAGUUGUUGAGUGAAUUCAAAAGAAGAUUAAAAAAAGAAAACAUCAUAGCUCUUUUGUACGAUUGUUUCACUUCAGUCUUUUGGGCUAGCCACUUUUAGAUAUGUAACUUGAGGGGGAUCAGUGACAAACAUUACGAAAUAGAAGUGACAGUUGUGGGGCCCUUGCUGAUGCUCAACAGUCAGUUGCAGAAAGGACUCAGUUUGACGGUCCUUUGCUGCGUUUAAAUUCAGGGGCCGCACUGUCCACGGGUGCAUUUAAUGACCAAUGGCGUCACAGCGGUGUCCAAUUUCAGAGACUCCUUGAAUGUGUCCUUGAGUACAUUGGAUGCAUCUUUCUUGGCCAAACUUACACCGAUAUUAAUUGUGCUCUGAUUCAAGUGACUCUGAGUUUUAAUUCAAAUGUGUAUUAUCACUUCAACUCAACCGAGAAGCUGCCAAUACGAAUGUUCAAAUCAGAUGAGGCCUUGAAUUACUUGAGUUAUAUUACCUUGCUCUGUCGCAGCUUUUGUGGUUGCUAGGUGACAAGAGAGCAUUAGGUUACAAGAGGGUAUUAGUAGAAACAGCUAAUGAUGUGUUAAACAUGUCAUCUUCCACAAUAAUAUCUCAUGUAGGAUCUGUACCAUAAACUCAGACUAAAACUAUGUUAGCAAAUGCCAGCACACAUUUCUCAUAUAAAAUAAAGGCUCUCACAUUUCCAGGAAAUAAAAUUUAAGUAAAAGAUAGUUAUGACUUUAGGAUGUUUUGUUUAGAUCCUAACAUGAGGCUGAAUCCCAUGAACCCCCCCAGUAAUUGGUGUGCUUUGGUAGGGUGACCAUACGUCCUCUUUUACCUGGAAAUGUACUCUUUUUUGGAGGCUGCCUGGCUUUGUCCGGGGAAGUUUAUAAAAUCCUUCAAAUGUCCACGGUUUUGUACGUAAGUUUCGAGUUUGUGUCACGUGGACUACCUGAGUUAGAAGCGCGUAAAAGACACUUGAUCGGACCUGAAAAACUCUCAAAAUUAACUUUGUGCGACUCUGUGACUCCGCCCCCACAUAGUUGUGUCCUCCUUUUGUGAAGUCAGAGUAUGGUCAUCCUAGCUUUGGUUAAUUCAACAUUACAGUAACCUACCUUGAAUCAGUCAUCUUUCCUCAGCAUUUAUUAAAAAUCCUUAUUUGUUUGCUAGAUUUCUUCAUUUCCAGUUAGCAGGCUCACUGAUAGAGUAGGUCAGUGUUUAAGUUCACUUUAACUGCAGAACAAAACUUAUCUGCUUCUACAUAGUAUAUGAUUUUUAGUGUCUGAAAAUGGUGUAAGUGGGUAGGUGCCAGCCACGCAGCCAGAGAAACCGUCCUGUGUUUUUACAUUAUCUAUUAAGUACCGUCAAAAUAAAUAGGACUUGGCUUCAGUGAGGAGAUGGCAAAAUAAGCAAAGACUGCUUUGUCCACAGGGGGAGCCAAAAUUGACACAAACCUUAAGUUCCUCACUGGAGCUUUCAGUAAGAAGGGUUAUUCAAAUUAAAACAAUAGUAUUUCAUAACUGAUAUCAUUUUUUGCUGGACUAUCAUAACCAUAAAUGCUCUUGUUUACAUGUUUCCUUUCAGUCUUGUCUGCAUGUAUCUGCUGAAUUACAUUUUUUCAAUCACUCUUGAAAUAGUCGUGGUGUGUUGAUGCCUUUAAGAGCAGUAAAGUGAGAGGUGUGAAAGUUGAGCUAUUCGGGUGGUGGAAAUUCAUCAACAUAGUCUGAAUAAAACACCAAACUGAUCAGUGAGAAAUAAGGUUAAUGGCAGAUUAAUGGAACUCUUAUUGGUGACUGCACCCAAGCCUCAUUAGUGAAGUGAUGUUUAAUCUGAAUGAAUGGAGCGGUAAUUGCAGAGGUGACCCAUAAAUGACGACACUUCCUUUUGAAUUUAUUUCAGGAUUUGGUAUGACGCAGUUUACCUGUAAAACUCAUUUGACCUUAAUUGUUGUUGAAACAUUUGAUUAAUAUUUUAGGACGAACACAAGGGUGAAAAAUAAUCGGUUUGGUGACUCUUUGUGCCUUCAUGCUUUUUAUUUUUAAUCAAACCUGUACCAACAGCAGCAAAUACAAAACAGUACUGGAAAGCAUGCCGGCAGCUCACAAAUGCCAGACGGUGAUCAGACAGAAAGGGUUGAACAAAAAAAAAAAUUGCCCUUCAUUGAAACGGACCCAGACAAAUUCUGUCCAAAAUAGAAAGCCAAAGGCAGGGUUUGAUGAAGAGUUCAGUUUGUGUGAGUCACACUACUCCCCACUCUCUGUGCCACAUUUUUACUGUCACUGUCUUUUAAGUAAUUACAUCAGGCAGUCCCACUUAAAAAAUCACAAGAAGCAGAUGACAGGCUCUGACAUGACUGAAGAACACAGACUAGAUAUAAAGAAAACUAAAUGGGAAAUGCCUGAAGACAGUGGAGAGCAGUGGUGGAGCCAGGGGGGUUACUAGAGGUGGUCAAAACCAGCACUGAUAUUAAAGUUAGUUUUUAGGUUUGUGAUUGAACAGGCUGGUAGUAUCAUCUUUGCACUUUCCUGUCCUUGAAAAGUUUAAAUUGGCAGAUUUGAAUGUUGUCACUCUGUUAAAUUGAAACUAUAUUAAACAUUAUAACAUUAUUUGAAAUCUUAAUAUUAGAAGUUAGAGUAUACAGUACAGUAUGGUUGAUUUGUGAGAAUAACAUUUCUUGAUGUGGGUUUAGCCACAGAUUAAAGGACUGAUCCGUGUCAGUCCAUCAAAACAUGAUUUUUAUACUGCGUCAUGAUUUUGAAGAGUCACUUAAGUUUUAUCUGAAUACCCUGUGGAACAAAGUGUGUCAUAUUUCAUAUUAAACCAGUGUCUUUAAAGCUCCUGUGAGGAACUUUCUGGACACCCCCUGUGGGUGAAUUAGUAAUCCUUUUAUCAUUGCUAAUUCCAUGUCAUCUUUGGAAAAGUUGGUGUUAACUCAUCCUGAGUGUGUUUCUUUAGUGCACUUCCCCCGUUACUGAAGUGACAGGCAUAAAAACUUCCAGUUUAGACAUCGUGAAUCUCAUUAUUGAUGGUCUCAUUUGCUUUUAUACAUUACAGAGAUGCAGCACAGUGCAUCCUAGUCUGUUUCAUAGCCUAUAAAAGCUCUUUACAUGAGCUUUAAUUACUAUUUUUUUACAUUAAUAAACAUCAACCUCAAUCUACACUGCAUAAAUUGAAGAGUUUGUUGUAAAUGUGAGAUUUAACUGUGAAGACCAAGAGGGGAAUAGAGUUUGCUUCUGCAGAUAUGUGUGUCAUUUCAUUCAUCAGAGGAGACAAACAUUAAUUGAAAGAAAUGUUGAUGUUAUUAAGUAUAUUAAUCAAAACAUUGAUUCCUGUGUUAUAAGGGAAGGCUCUUUAAAUGAAUCAACUUUAGUGAAAUAGUGAUAAAAACAUGUAUGUGUGGAUGAAAGAACAUGCUCUGCUUUAUCUGCAACUCCCAACUUGUAUAUUUCAUUUAAGUUUUAAAUCGGUGCCUCUUUUAGCACAUUUGUGAACAUAAAUAACAUACUCAUGAAAACACCUAACUCCCCAUGUGGAGUGAAAGAGGGACUGAGAGUCACAUCAGAGCUGUGUGGUGAUGGAGAGUGUUAGAGUUGGAGAGAUAUAUUUUAAAUGUUUAAUGCUGCUGCCAUCCCAAUGUUGCUUCUCAGAGAGAUUUACAUGAGGAAUGAGUGAGAUGUCAUGUUUGGUUUCAAUUUUGACUCCUGCUUUUUUUUUUCAUAUUGUAGAAAUUUGGUAUUUGGAGUAAGUUUGAAAUCCCUGCAUGCUUGAUUCCCUGACUAAUUCAGUCAGUCCGUCCUGCACUUUACAACAGAUUGUGAGAAAUUUAAACUAAACUUGGAUGAAAACAGAGAAUUUGUGCCUCCCAUUUCAUGUGUUCAUUCAUUAUGAAGGACUGAGUAGGCUACUUGCUGUUUGCCCCGUGGUGGCUUUUUUCCCUAUAUGUGUAAUUUAUGCAUGCUUUAUAUUUUUAGGCCCUACAUUCGUCUCUUGACCAGGAACUUCUGUCACCGUUUCCUUCAUGAAGAAUUUAAACUAGCCAUGAAUUAUAAACAUUGAGACAAUUUUCAAGAUAUGCAAAUGCGUGCACUAAACAGCCAUGAACAGAAUGACGCGGUUUGCAGAACAUGAAGGUUAAAGAGAAAGUUGCCGCUGCACAGAGGCAGAUGAAGCAAAACUGAGGGACAAUCAGCGUCACACCAGGCGCUAAAAUGGGGACAUAACUGUCAGCGAACGUGGGAUUUGUUGUCUUGUUUCCCUGUUGGCACUCUGGAAGAUGUCUCUCUGGUGAAUGCUGCAACUGUGCAACGAAUGCUUUUUAUUAACACUAGAUCAAAAUAAAUAAAUACUAUUAAUGCUUAAAAUAAAAUAGGUUUCUCCUUUCUAUACACUGCUGUUUCUGCAGAGGUUGUUUAACAGUUGAGAUUGCUGAAUGGCUGUUGUACUCGCCACUUCUUUAUAAAGCAUUUCAGGUGGUAUCUGAGGGAUUUAGUAUGGUGGUAACCAAAAACAACUUUUUAUUUUUUUUUAAGAUAGUAAUUAUGCAACUUACUGAAAGAUUUUUAUUUGAGAAUAAAAUAAAAGAGUUACAGCAUCAAACCUGAGAUUAAAACACAUAAGCCUUUGUUACUAGUGUUGUCUGUCUGUGUCACCUGCAGAUGCACGUUUUUCUAACAACCAUGCAGAUCUUAAAAGGGGAGACUCUGGGCUCCUUAAUCAUGAAGAUGUUAUUAAAAUCACUGCUGGAAUCUCAGGUUGUACUAAGAUUAAAAUGUAGAGCCAGUUAAAUGAAACCUUUAACUAUUAAGCCUGGCUCUCUUAAUUUUAUUAGAUUUAAGAAAAUCUUCAUUUUGUACUCAUUUGGAUACCACCGAUAGAAGCGUGUUUUUGUCAAGCAUGUCCUUUCAGCUGCACAAUGUUACUAAGAAAUGUUAUGUCUCCAAGUGCAGGGGAGUCAUGUUCACAUGUAGAGCCAGAGACUUGGACCAUGGCAAUAAAAGCUUUUAAGCUUUGCUGCAAGAGAGCAGUUAUUUUUACUUUUCUCAGCUGGAAGCAGGGCAUGAAAGAAAAAGAGUGGCAGAGGGAGAGAGAGACAGGGAGGUAACGUGUGUGUGCUGGAGAGGAGUUAUGUGCAAGGGGAGGUAUUGAAUGUGGAGACCAUGCUGACGGUAAAUGGGUCACCCUGUUAAGAGUCUACAGCAGACCUGUGUUUGGUGGAGGGAGUCAUAGGGAAUCUGUGCACUGGGCUCAGACCCAACCAGGUGACCCAGAAGAGACUUGAGCUGUGCAUUGAAGUCAGAGUACAUUUUAAAUAUGUAUUCCUUUAUAAAUGAUGUAUUCAGUACAGUACGUAUUUAAAGGUAAAUUUAAUUAGAUGUGCGACUGUGUGCUUAGGUUUGUGCAAUGUUCUGCCACUUUAUGGAAGUGUUGUAUUAGCGUAUGUGGGUGUGUGUACGGAGGCUUAUGUGUUAUCCUGAAUUUGUGUUUUUGGAGAGACAAUAGCUCAACCUACACACUAGCCAGCAUUUCCUGGUGCCUAUACAGCAUCUCUUUUCUGUGUAAUAAUGCUGGGGGGAUAUGUUAAUUAAAAAACAGGCCAGUGGAAAUUAAUCAGGCGUCCUGUGAUUAAUGAUUAACGGCCUUCCAGCAUUACAAUUUUUCUUGAUUGGUUUUUGGCUACAGGUUAAACAAUACAAGCUGUUCGCCAGCCAGUUUUUGUUUUUUUUAGCUCUUUGAACACCACGUGCCAUUUUUGUGCCGCAUGAUAAUUAAAAACAAUGACAGUAACUUGCUAAGUGCCCGUCAGUUGUUGUUUUUUUGUUGUUGCGAAGUUUGGUCAAACUUUUCAGAAUCAGAAUCAGAAGGGGUUUUAUUGCCAUUGUCAAUGAACAGGAUUCCCAGAUGAGGAAUUUUUUACAGCGUGAUGGUGCAACAUUAAACAGAGAAAAAUAUAUAAAAUGCUAGAAUAAAAAUUAAUAAGAUCAGAUCUGAUCAGAUAAAAUGACAGUAUUAUGAUAAGACAAACAAAGUCACUCUUGCCAGGACUCGCACCUGGAUCUUCCACCCAAAGGAUGGCUGUGUUACUUUCCACCACAAGAGUUAUGUUUUGUUGUCUUUUUUUUUUUCUGUCUUCAAAAUUACGCCCAAUAAAAACAAUGCCACCCAUAGGCGGAAACAAUACAGGAUGGCUCUGUUUACUCACACACACAUUAACACACAUUAAACACACAUUAAAUAAAAAACUAAAGAGCACUCUUCCACUCUGCAAUGGUGAGCCCAGAUGCUGGACAGUACCGUAUACCUCUUACUUGGGUGUGGCCAGUCGUUUCAGUCUUUGACUGACCAGACAUUUUGCAUACAUAUUGGUAAUCUUCUUUGGCACGUCUUUUCUUCUGAGGCUCUCCUCUAGUCAUCCGCUCCUGAUCCUCCUACCCUCAUUUUUAUAAUUACAUACUUGAGUAUUGUUUGGAAGAAAAACAAGAAAAAGAAGAAGAAAGAAAAAAAGGAUCCAAUGGCUUCAGCCUAUCAAUGGAAAAGGCCCAUGACACCUGAUUUGCAUAACAAUGAUAACCUGUAUUUAACAGACAAGUAUUAUAUUUAAAUAGAAGUGAGUGACAGCAACAUCCACAUUUAAAUGGUAUAUACGGCAGCCUGUGUUGCAUUUACGAUGUUACAUUCAUUCAUAGCUGAUUUGAAUAAAAGAGAAACAUUCGAGCCUAACAUCCAUGUGUAAUGUGACAACCAGGACAUCGUGUCUUUUGCAGAAAAUUAGCAAGCUUGAGGCUAUUUUUAGGUGUGCUGACUUAACAGAGGCACGAAAGGUAAAACAUCAGAGGUCAGAGACAGCACACAUGAGCAUAAUCAUGUUGAAGGAUGCUGCCACAGUGCUCGAAAUCUCGCACGUGCUGUGUAAUGUUGGUAUGUGUGUGUUCUAACUUGCCUGGUAAACACGGUAAAUCUCCCAGUUUGCUAUGCUGAUAGACUUCCCCUCUCUGGAAAAUGUAACUUUACGCUCAGGAUUAAGAGUUUGUUAGAGUUGCAAAUCCCCGGUUUCAUUUUUCUGCAUAGUGAAAAUCUCAAAACAGACAGCAUUGUAUUUAAAAAACAGUCAGACAAUAGUCUUAUGUGAGCCUCAGCACUGGCAGCACUCACAGCAUGGCUCUUGUUGACACUGAAGCUGACACUGUUGUUUGACCCUCCAUAAACAAAGGGACCUUCACAGGGACAGGAGAGCAGCAGAGGAUGAGGGACACUAGUCUGUAUGUUAUAAUUCUCUCUGGCCUGUUCUGUCACCCAUAUCAGCCUCAGGGUCCAACAUCUAGACUGAACAGACACGUUUCCUAUUCAACUAAGCAUGUGGGGACACAAUGUCCCAACAACAUUCACAUCCACAAGUUUGAUAUCAUGGAUGGGAUUAUGCUCCUCCAGCAAAUCCAUGUUACUUCUACUUAUCUCCCAUUAAAGAUGAGGUAUCAGAUUAACACACCUGAGCUGUCUUAAUGCAUGUAUUAAACCCUCCCUAAUUUUAGGGUGAGUGGAGUCUCAACCCUGAUGUUUUCCUGCCAAUGUAAUGGUUAAAGUAAUCGAGUAAAAAGCAGCAGUAAACAAGUUAGUCUGUACCCUGUUUUUAAAAGAACUGAGAGUCUCUGCACACAGACAUUUUCUGCUACUUUAUUCCAGAGACUCGAAGCACAAAAACUGAACGCUGCUUCUCCAUGUUUGGUCCAGACUCUAGGGACAGAAAGCAGACCUGCACCAGAUGACCUGAGCAGUCUGGAUGGUUCAUACUGUACUAGAAAAUCACUGAUGUAUUUUGGAUCCAAACUGUUCAGAGUUUUAUAAACCUGCAGCAGGAUUUUAGGAUCUGUUCUCUUAUGAACAAGAAGCCAGUGUUAAAAAUCUUAGAACUGGACUGAUGUGAUCUACUUUCUUGGUUUUGGUGUGGACCUUAGCAGCAUUAGAUGGAGUUGUCUGAGUUUCUAGGGACUGUAGCAGUGUGGACAUGUUUUUCCAGGUUCUGCUGGGAUGCAAGUCCUUUAAUUCUAGAUAUUUUCUUCCGGUGAUAGUUGGCCGACUUUGGAAUCAUCUUUAUGUGGUUUUUAAGGUUCAGGUCUGCGUCCAUUACUGCACCCAGAUUUCUGGCUUGGUCAGUGGUUUUAAACUGUAACGUCUGAACCAGCUGAGAGACCUUUAAUCUGCCCUGUUUGGCUCCAAAAACAACUACUGUAGUUUUACCUUUAACUUGAGAAAACUCUUGCACAUCCAGUCAUGUAUUUGCUCAAGGGCACUUAUCAGCACAUUAGUGCAAUAACUCAUUAUGUCAAGGGACCAAGGGUAUAUCAGAAUCAGAAUUAGAAUCAGAAAUACUUGAAUAAUCCCCAGGGGGAAAUUGCUUUUGUUACAGAACUCCAGUGCAAAUACAGUAAAAGAGGAGAUAAAUAAUAGAUACAAUAAAAGAUAAAAUAGAUAAAAAUAAGUAAAAAUAUAGAGAUAAAUAGAUAAAAUAAGUAAACUAAUUAAAAAUAUAGAGAUAACAUACAAGUAUUUACACUAUAAACAACACAAAUAGUGACAUCGUAUGCAUGUAAAACAGUGAGCAGAGUCCAGGUAAAGACUUCUGAUUUAGGGUGUCAAAGUCCCUGAGGGAGAAGUUAAAAAGUCUGAUGAGCACCGGCAGGAAAUAUUUCCUGUGGCACUCUGUGGUGCAUCCUGGAGUGAGGAGCCUUCUGCUGAAGGUGCUCCUCUGCAGGACCAGUUCACUGUGGAGAGGGUGACAGACAUUGUCCAAUAUGGAGUGGAGCUUGGACAGCAAGCUCCACUCUCCAUAAAUGGAGAAAAAAAAGUAGUGGACCCACAAUUGAUCCCUGAGGAACACCUUGGAUAAAGAUGAAAACAGAAGAUGGUAUACUUGUAGCAAGAAAAAGAGAAUAGAUUGGAUUGUCUCACUGCAUCUGUGUAAACUAAAAUAAAUAAGCCAUAAGUCUUUCAUGAAAUAUAAUCAAGAAGCAUCAAACCCAGCGUGAAUAAUAAUGUUUUUGCUAGCUAUCAUAUCUGCCUUCGUAACAACUUUAAUUUGACACCUGUACUGCAUGUUGACAAAACUAUAUUAUUACAUUUGCUGCAGAAGAUACCGGCCUCAAUAUGUGUUUCUGAAAUCAUUAUAACCACUUACACUCACAGAGGCUAACUCAUCCUUUAGGAGCAGACACUACAGGUUCAUUACAUGCAUUUUUUUUUAGUCGUAACUCUGUGAACACAACUUCUGUUGCAGCUCCAAAGGGAUGUGUGUGUUUCUUUGUCUGCUCAGGCCAAAUAUCAACAGUCUUCCUCCAGUUGUGCAUGUACCUUUAACUUACAUGGACAACAAUAAAAUUACAAACCAGGACUAAAGAAGUACAGAAAGUAUUGUUGCCAAUCUUUUCUUAGCUAAAGAGCAGUGGCAGUAAGACAGCUUUUGUUGCCCCAAGGAUCCAUCAGACAUUAGAUGUAUUGUUGAAAAUGACAUCGUAAUACAAGCCUGCAGUGUAGGCAUGAAAAGCAUGUGCCUGCGUGAAUCACCUGCAUCAGCCUAUGUUGUGUCUACUACAGCUUUUCUAUUUCUCACAAAUGAAUCACAACAGCAGAUGCAUUUUCUCUCCAAAUUCCUCAGUCUCCCCUCACAUUUGUCAUGAGUUAUAUUUAGCCUCUGACACUUCUGCACUGUUCAUUAAUCUUAACCUUAAACCAGAUAUUUCUCCCUUACCAGCUUCUCAGCAGAGACCAUCAACUACAUUUCAAACACAGCACAGCAAGGAAAGAUUUAAGCUGCUAUAACUUCACUGAUAUCUGAGCCCUGGGACAAAUGUCACUGCACAAUCAGAAAGAGGCUGAAGAAGAUGCAUAUUAUUCACUAUGAAGACAAUAUGCAGGAUUUUAGUGUGCAAGUGCCCUGUUUCAUAAUAAUUCAAAUGAGAGAAGCAGCAUUUCUUUUGUUCUGGCACUGACAGUAGCUUGGACACUCUGAGAGUGGGCUGGAAAUGAAUAUCUAGUUCCUUUAUUUCUCCUUUUAACCUCUUUUUCUAAUCUUAUUUCUUCUUUUUGAUAUAUAUUGGAGACUUUUAGGAGUCUUUCCGAUAGUCGAUACGCUGAUUUACUUUUUUAGUCUUAACUCACCUUGUGUCUUUGUGUCUUUACAGGAAACCAAUGAGUUGGUGGCCAUUAAAAAGUUCAAAGACAGCGAAGGUGAGUGAGGCAGUGAUGGAGAGAGAAAAGGAUGGAGGGGAAGAGGAAGAGGCAAACAGCUGUUUCAUGUCUGUCUCUUCUAAUUCUCUUCAGAAAAUGAGGAGGUCAAGGAGACGACACUUCGGGAGCUGAAAAUGCUUCGGACACUGAAGCAGGACAACAUCGUGGAGCUGAAAGAAGCAUUUCGCCGGCGGGGGAAACUCUACCUGGUCUUUGAAUAUGUUGAGAGGGUCAGUAUAAUAUUAUUUACAGCUUUUUGGACAAACUCAUUCUUAGAUUACAUCGCCGGUCUGGUCUAUCUUCUCUCAGGAUGCUGAGACUGCUCCGUUAAGCCUAAAAAAAAAAAAAAAGCAUCACCAUGGCAACAUAUGAACUGUGCUGCUGGUGAAUAAUGGUAUUCCCCACUGUGUUGCCAGGGUUUUCAGCCAAGUGUUUAUUUCAUGACUGAUUUUUUUCAUACUGUACUCUAGUCAUCAAAGCGCGGUGUCUCCUUUCACUCUCUGUCAGGGUUUGAAAAAGAACACGAGCAGGGAGGAGUCCCCACUGAAAGAGGGAAGAUGGAGGAAAGUUUGAUUGUUUUAAGAUGCAGUGAUGACCAAUGUGUUGUUUCCGUUUGCAGAACAUGCUGGAGCUUUUAGAGGAGCUACCCAACGGUGCGCCACCUGAUAAAGUCCGCAGCUACAUCUACCAGCUCAUCAAAGCCAUCAACUGGUGCCACAAGAACGAGAUCGUACACAGAGGUGAAGAUCUUCAUAUCUAUAUCUUUUUCUCUACAGAUUACACUUUCAGAAAAUAAACCAGCCACCGGGGCACUAGUGGAGUGGAUUAUCUAGGCAGAAUUUGACAUGUUGUUAAAGUUCAGGGAACAAUCUCUACAGAGAUUAUUAAACAAUUUCAGCGAUCAAUGAUUGGUGGAGUUUUGGUGUUAAGGGCCUUUCUUGCACUCACCUAUCCUAUCAUACUAGCCUAGAAAAUGCCCCUUGGUGUAAAACUAAAGAUUCUGAAAAAAAAUAUUUUAUUUCAAAGAUUCUGAAAACAGCACAAAUGCUGAAUCUCCCUUCGAUACAAUAGCAAAACAUUCAUUGACAAAAUUGUCCAAAACGAUGCGAAUAGCUUCACUUGGGCCUCACCAUUCUGAAAUACAUAUGCCAGUUAUUUACAUAUUAUACUUCAUUGAUAUUGCUGUAUCAGGUAUUGCAACUUAAAAGUGAUUCAUUUGUAUAAAGGGAGAAAUAAUACUGACAUAGGCUUAAAUAAAAAUAUGGCAGGGCAGUAGAUUUUUUGUUGUGAUCCGGUGACACAUGCCAGUCAGUGGAGUCAUUUGCAUACUCAGGUACACUUGGACACAAAAACGCUGUAUGAGCCAUUUUAUAUUAUUUUGGGGGUUUUAUUUUGUUACUCGCACAAUCACCACAAGGGGCACUUCGGGUGAAUGGGCAGGUAAAUGCUUCAAAGGGACACAGGUGAAGCAGUGAUGUGGGGAACGGGAAGAGCAAAGGGGUUUUACCGCUAAACUCCGACACCACUCUCACCCUCAUCACGAACAUCACCAUUGUAGUAAGUUGGACGUAUCUGUCUUUUUUUGUUUGUUUUUCAUUAAGUCAGUAAAUGGCAAAAAUAUAACUCAACAACAACCUUGGAUUGGACAUUGAAUUGUACUAGAAGCGGGUCAAAAACAUCUCACUCCCGCACCCAGACAGUGACUAAAAUUCAGGUCAGCAUAGUCACUACAAACACUCAUGUGCAGGAAAAUUUCCACUGAAUAAGGUUGAAAAAGUCAAACGGUGAAUGCCUGGUGCUACUGUUCAGUUCAUUCUAGAUCAUACAAUAAUGUAGACGGAUUUGAUGACAAGGUUUUGGAUUAGAAAUUGACACGUAUCUUUAAAAUGACUGCCACAGCUGUGCUUCAACUCCACAUUUUUUCACAGUUUAAUGAAAAGGAGGGUCUAAAAGAGUCAACACUUGACUGAAUUACUAGUUCAAGGCAUGAAAUUAUGCAUCUUUACACCUUCUCUAUAUUCAUACUGAAAACACAUCUUAGAGCUCUUAACAAGGUAAUUUCAUUUCCAUCUUAAAGAAGAGUAAGGAGAUGUUGAAGGAGAGGAAAGAGAGGCUCAGAGGGGAUUUUUGGUAAUAACUGUACUCCCAACAACACUCAUAUCCUGCACAUCUGUUUGUCAAGACACAGAGAGCCUUGUUUUUAUUUAUUGUGUGUUUCUACAUAGUAAUUUGAAUAUAUAAUGGAAACAUAAAGCUGUUACGUCUUUUUGUCUGUUUAAGAUAUCAAGCCAGAGAACCUCCUCAUCAGCUCAGAGGACGUCCUCAAGCUCUGCGACUUUGGUGAGUCUUCUCUCGCUCUGCGGCAUCAAUAUUGACACGAGAGAUUUACACGUGAAGCGUGAUAAAACUUAACAGUCUCUGCACAUUUGCCUCAUCAAAUAAAGGAAACUUCAUAAAAUCCAUCUAUGAAAUAAACCUAAUCAGCUUGCAGCCAUUUAUUAGAUGUUCUGCUAUAAGUGCAGAUCCAUCAUAAUGAUGAACCUCCUGGGACAUCUACAGGAACUGUAUGUUUUUUGCGCUCAGUUUACCUCGAAAAACUCUGCCAUGAAUGUGUCAAUGUCUCAGAGGGAUUUUGCACCUGUAAAGCUGCCAGCCAGUCCUCUAAAGUGUCCUUCAGUGUUUGUUUUCACAACCAGUCAGUCAAAUGUAUAUUUCACAAAGUUUCCCAGGUGUGAAUUCGCCAUUUGAAGGAUUCUUUGCGAAUCACACGGUCAUUUAGCUUUGCAUAAUUGGCUAAUUCAGCCCUGCUGAGUCAGCUGGGGUGAGAUUUGUUUGUUAUUCACUGUUGGAGCUGGCAUUCUGUUUAUUGUGAUUUUUUAUGCUUUAAACGGACUCUCUGUUCAGCAGUUAUCUAAAGCAGGGUCUCAGCCCGCCUGUAGUGACAUAACUAAUUAGAGCCUGGACACAUGAAACACUGAGCAUGUUGUUAGUGAAGCUGUCCAAAUAAUUUGAGUGCUGAUGGUACUUAUUUCUGACUAGGAUGUUAUUUAUAUCUCCACGUGGAAGACUCUAAGUUGUCUGCUUAUUAUGACAGACUGCUGAAUGUCUAAAAUACACAGUGAGCUCGCUGUGAUUUAUUUGUUUUCAUGUUACUCUGGCUCAGGUUUUGCUCGUAACCUGUCUGAAGGAACAGAUGCCAACUACACAGAGUAUGUGGCUACACGAUGGUACCGCUCGCCGGAGCUGCUGCUGGGGUGAGUCUGUGUUUGUGUGUGUUUGUGUGUAGGAGACUGAGGAAUGAGAAACAAGAACAGAGAGAAACAGACCUCAUUCUGUUGCUUUUUGCAGAUCAUCCUCAGCAUUUCUUUAUUAUUCUAUUAUCUCAGAGCACCAAAAGGAUGGAGAUCUUCCAUGAAAUUGUUUCAUAUCCAUCGUUUUUUCCCUCAAAUAGCAAUUCUGGUACCUAAUUUCAGGAGAUUAGCCAAUACAGGACAUCAUUGCAGUAUUCCCUCUGUUCCCAAACCUCUCUAACUCACUGCAAAACCUUACCAGGUUUGUCUUUUUGAGUCAGGAAUUACUGAUUCACUAAAAACUAACAUCGUCAGGGAAAGAAUCUUACGGCCCCGCGCCCUGGCGACCAUCCAUUUUCUGGAUACACUGUUACAAUAUCAGCUGACUGCAUGCAUGCAGUUUUCUCAGACUGUCUUCAUUCCCACUGUCUCCUAUUAUUUCUAUUCUAGGUUCUUUGAUUCGAAGAGGACAGAGAGCAGUAGUCUGAGACAGAUAGUUCGGGCUCCUGCAAGACAGCCUUGCUUACAACCUCAGGGUUAUGAGGCUGACCCUGACCUCACCAAUACAGAAGUGCAAACGUGCAGUUCCUCAAAGGCCCACUUGAGGCUGUACAAAAAGCUCCCUGUAGGGACCGUGUUAAAAUUCCCAUUUUUACAGCAGAACUGAACAUGUUUACAUCCUGGUGCAAAAAUAUAAUUGUGGGCGCAUUGUAGCUUUUUUUGAGGAGGUUUAAGGUGCACUGCAUGCUCCAGCAUUUGUCAUCAUUGAGCUUCAAAACAUCUCUUCAGAAAUAAAAUGUUUACAGCCUGAUCUGACAUAAAUGAACUAAAUUACCAGGAAAAACAUCAACUUUCUUAAUUAGACAAGCUGAAUGAAAGGCUGAGCUGGGUGUGAAAUGCUUCCUAUUUGUGUAGAAUACAGUUAUAAUGUCAGGAUGUCUCUGUUUCCCCUUCAACAGUACAGAGACAUGCAGGUGGGUUAAUUAGCGACCCUAAAAUAGCUUGUAUUGGUGUGAAUGUGAGAAUGCAUGGUUGUCAGUGGCAGUGUGUCAGCCCUCUUAUUGACCCUCCUCUCGCCCACUGUCAGUCGAGAUUGGCUGCAACUCCCUGACACCCUCAAGGAUAACCCUGUUUAGCUUAAGGAGAGAUGAAUGAUAGAAAAAGACGAAGAAGUCAUGGCUUAUACCUGAUAUGUUCCAGAAGCUACUAAUCAGAUACAGAUGUUUACACUGAUCAGGUAUAGCAGAUUGGUGUGCCAUGAGCUUGUGAUCGAGUAAAUUGUGUGACAAAAUAAAGUUGAGCUACAUAUUCAUAACAGUGGGUAAUUUUGCGGUUGAUCCUCAGUGGGAGCGCAGGUUGUGGAGCAUAAGAAGUGCAAAAAUAUGACUAAUAUGACAUUGUUUGCACCUCAUCAGUUUACCUCCUGACAGCCUUUGAGGCUCAUGCUAAAGGUAAUUUGUACAGUUUAUUGAUAUGACCAGAGGAGAUAAAUAGCAAAGAAAGAAAAGCAAAAAAUGUUGCUAAUUGGUCUUUAACCAUUAAAAAGGACCCAGGUAGUUAGUCCAGUUAUGAUGAGCAUAUGAUCUCUGUGAAGUCAUGUGAGCCUGACACAUGAAUCCAAGCUAAGGGAAGAUACUUAAUUUUACAGGAAAGCCUUAAAGAUUUGAACUAUUUGAUUUAUAUACCAAAUUGUGUACACUCACUGCGGCUCACUGCGGUUGGUUUAUUUCUCUUUGAUGUAAAAUAAUGUACAAAAUAUUAACUUUACUCUAUCUUUAUGCGAUGUCAUUAAAUAUCUGUUUCUUCUGAUUACUAGUUACAAACCCCAAAUAGUACAAACAACUUUUUCUUUUUUUUUUUUCUGCACUCUGUGGCUUUUCUUCAAGUCAGUCGUGACGCAAGCCUGAGGGUGGGGACAUUUGGCAACUCAACCAGGAAGUCCUCUGAAGGGUAGUGUGUCACAUGUGACUGCAUCAGGCUGAGCGCGCUUAAGCGCACUGCCAUUAUGUGGACUGGGGUACCCUGGGUGAGAUGGUCCGUCGGGCUCGCAUCACGACUGACUUGAAGAAAAGCUGCAUUUAUUUUUUAAUUGUCCGACCUUGCACAGACACAAAAUAGUAGAUACAUACAAGCACAGAUAUUCCCACAAAAUUCAUCCAAUGAUUGUUUUGUAUGAAGGAGUAUGAGGGCCUUAUUGAGAAUUUUUUUUCGAGAUUUAAGUCGUGAAUUUACACGAAUAAAGUCAUGAAUUUAUGAGAAUAGUCGUAGCUUGUUAUUUCAGAGGAGAGUUGUUAAAAUUAGGGCCAUGAAGCAUUUAAAGGAACUGUGCUUCAGUAUAGGUUUCACAAACAAGAAGAUACUUCAUUCUUUGGCACAUCAGCAUCACAUUGUCACAAGUAUAAAGACUUAAAAAAGAAUAUAUGAGAAAGACGUCUUUUCCACAGGGAAAGAAAAACAGGUGUACUUGAAAGAAAUCGCUGCUUUUGUGGAGGCAGAAAUUAAUAUGCUGAGGAUAUAUCCGUUUAUGCAGCCAUAAAUAUCCGUGAAUUACAUUGAGCUUUAGUUUAUGAUAUGAAUCCAUAUGCCAUAAUAAGGCGUUGGUGUCCAUGCAGGUGUAGGUUACCACUGGUGUCAGAGACGUGGUGCUCGUCGGAGUUCGACUCCCUCUGGAUCACAAAUGUUGAUCAUCAUCAGUUGGAUUGUUUCUUCAGAAACCACAAAAACUCUCUGAAUGACCUGCUGAUACAUCCACCGAUAACCCUGCAGUUGACCAGCUUCAGUCAUUUCCCCGUCCACAAAAGCAGCUUUAUGACUUUAUUUACUUUAUGACUUGAUUCUCCUAAAUUUAUAACUUUAAUCUCUAAAUCUUAAAAAAAAAAAAAAAAAAAAAAAAAAAACUCAAUGUUGUCCUGAUUCUCUGCUGUAGUUUUGUCAGCUUUCUUAUUUCUAAUGAUUUUGAUAGUUGAAGCAGAGCGGAUCAGUUCGUCUCUAAAUACUAUAAUGUUUGGUUUACAGAUUUUAGUGAGUUCAGAGAUCAUGCGCUCAUGCAGCCUGAGCUGACUGUCUGCUGUUUUUGGAUUUCUUGUAUUUUCUUUGAAGACGCGCUGUGUCUCCAAGCGAGUCCAGCCUCUCACCCGAAAUGCGCAGCUGUGCAGCGGCACACAAAGAAUUCUGGAAUACCAACGGCACAAAAGCGUGCAUAAAUGCACGCUUGAAAAUGGGGCGGCAGCAGUGUGAUUUUGAGACCGAAUUUGAAGUGCGCUCAGCAUUCCGUGCCAAAUGGGACACCGUUCGUGCCGCGUGAUGACCUCACGCACGCUUCAAAUGCGCCAUUCCACAGUGCGGUCUCUGAAAUGAGACACAGACAGGGUACUUAAGUCUACAUAACGGCAGAUAACGGCAGUGCGCUCAGCUAAGCGCGCUUAUCCUGAUGCAGUCUCUGAAAUGAGACACAGCCCCUGUCUCCUGCUUCCCCUCUCGUGGCCCCUGCUGUGACCUGAGAUGGAUUUCAGGCCUCUCCAGACCUCCCUUGCGUUGUUCUGUUGCAGAAAGGUUUUCCAUCCUGGUCUUGUAGCUGGCCUUCCUUUCUUUGAUCUUCUUCGUCAGCUCCUUCUGCACCCUCCUCAGCUCCUCCUUGUCCCCAGAUUUAAAGACCCUCCUCUUCUCCUUCAGGGGGGCUUUAAGUUCAGGGGUCACCCAAGGUUUGCUGUUGGAGAAACACUGUACUUUCCUGAUGGGUACGGUGUUCUCAACACAGAGGUUUAUAUAGUCCGUGAUACAAUCUGUCAUGGUGUCGAUGUCAUCACCAUGUGUGGCCACACAGUACAUCCCAGUCUGUGGUCUCAAAACAGUCCUGCAGCGCCUCAGUGGCCUCCUCAGACCACCUCUUAACAUACCUGAUGGUGGGGGGUUGUUUCUUCACCAUAGGGGGUAUGUAAAUGGGCUGCAGUCUCACCAGGUUGUGAUCUGAGCAGCCCAGCGGGGGGAGGGGGGAAGAGGUGUAUGCAUCCUUGGUGUUUGCAUACAGUAAGUCCAAAGUUUUAUUGUCUCUUGUUGGGCAAUUCACAUACUGGCUGAAGGUAGGGAGAGUGGAGGAGAGCGAUGCAUGAUUAAAGUCUCCAGAGAUGAUGAUCAGAGACUGAGGGUGUGAUGUCUGCAGUUUGGACACUUCACUAUGGAGGAGUUCACAGGCUGCAGCAGCAUCAGCCGAGGGGGGAUGUAAACAGUUAACGCGAUUACGUGCGAAAAGUCCCUCGGCAGGUAAUAUGGCCGCAAACUUGCAGCCAGCAGCUCAAUGUCCUUAGAGCAGCGCUGCUCUUUAACACUGAUGUGCCCAGUAUUACACCAUCUCUCAUUCACAUACACCGCUAUCCCGCUUCCUUUCUUCUUACCACUCUCCCUCACGCUCCGGUCUGCUCUGACGAAAUGAAAUUUGUCCAAAGUUACGAGCGAGUCCGGAGUGAGUUCGUUCAGCCAUGACUCCGUGAACAUCAUGAGGCUGCACUCCCGGUACUCCCACUGCAGCCGAGUCAGCGCUGUGAGCCCUUCCAUCUUGUUGGGGAGAGACCUCACGUUUCCCAUGACAAUGGACAGGACAGUUGGUUUAUAACGUCUACGCUUCGCCCAAUGCUGAACUCCGGCUCUUCAUCCUCUGCUGCGGAGCUUGGCGGUGAUGUCUGGUCUCUCCCACGAAGGUGGCCGGGCUUGGCGCAGCGCCAACAGCUGUUCAAGGCUGUAAACAAUAGAGCUGUUGAACGGGUUACGAGACGCGGACUUAAAAACUCCAAAAAUUAGAAGAAAACAAAGUGCUAGAGUCAUGAAAUGCACAUCCAUGGUUGGAACAUGCAAAACACAACACUGCUAAUUGAAAAAAAAAAAGACAAAUAAUGUGCAAAAAACAACAAUAAAAUGGCAAAAACGUAAACACUGUGAGUAGCUGCUGUGACUUGCUACCACUCUCAGGGUGCUCAGUCACUUACUUAUUCACACACACUUCACACACUUGCCUUCAUAUGGGGUCCUCUGCUUGAUUCAGUAUAAUUCGCUGCACCUCUAUCCUUAGUUAAGUACUUUUCUGAUAUUUUAAUCCAUUUGCCACAAAGAGCUUUUGACUUUCUGCUUAUUAAUUUAGCCAUCUGUGUCUUUUAAAAAGUGAAAUGUGUUGUUCAAAAGAACGGUGGUGUUGGUAUUUCACAUCAUGGCAGCAGCAGGAUGCAGCAAGAUUCAGCGGCCUAACUAUGGUGUGCCUAAAGGGACAAAAUAGCAUCAUUCAAAAAAUAGCAGCUUAAUUUCAGACUUUGAUUGCAUCAUGCCUGAUGUAUCAAAAGUUAUGACUUUAAUCAAAAGUUAUAUAAUAUUUGGAAUCAUGAUCGCAACAGACAUUAUGUGAUUUCAUCCUCAUUGUUUUAAUUCAGAUCUAUGAAACAAUAUUUCACCUACCACACCAUUAACCACCUUACCCAGAUAUCAAAUCCCUGUCUGAUUGAUAUACCAAAGUGUGUACAGUUUUGGCUCAUGCCAUCAACACCUUUGUGGCCUCUGGUGUCAUCAUCAGCGCUACUCCUUGGGUGUGGUCAUGGCCCAGGUCUUCAUGGCCAGAGUAGAUGAUGGUCUCUCCUGAAGUCAGUCUGGUUUGGCCACUUCCGUUGCAUCGUGAUUCGCUUAAACCAAGGAGUGCGAUAUUAUAUCUCCUCAUUUCGCUUGCCACUUGGGCUGAUUUGCUGCUCUCAUACAAGGUUCUGAUGUUCCAGGUUCUAUCCUGGUUUUUGCCUUCAUCUUCAGUAGAUUCCUCGGUGAGCACGUCAUGGGCUCUUCUACAGAGGAAUCUCUCUGACUAGGCUCUUGCUGUAGUAGUGUGUUUCCGGUUUCUGUAGCAUAUGCAAUUUUUUACAAGUUGGAGUUGCUAGCCCCAAGCCCAACUUUCCACCAUUUCUGGCUUCAGGUGUAUGUUGGAGUUGGUUUGUUAGUCCCCUUCCCCUAACCUUUUGUCCUCCAGGCAAUGGAUUACAGUCUCAUACCACGUGAGACCAGACAGGUUCGGGGUCGUGAACAAGCUGUCCCGGCACGUCAAGCCCAACCAACUCCUGCUGCUGUGUAGUGAAAGCUGUAGUCGAGGCACGCAUUUCCUACCAGAAGCACGAGACAGUUUUUAUUUUUUAUUUUUAUUAUUAUUAUUAUUUGUAAUGCUAUGCGCCAAUUAACCUGCUCAUGCCGGUUUUUUGGCCACGUGGGAGGAAACCGGAGCUCCCGGAGAAAACCCACACAGACAGGGGGAGAACAUGCGAGUCUGAUCUCUGUGAGGCCAUCGUGCUAACCACUAGGCCACCGUGUCGUCCGAAAGAUCUGAGAGAGUUGCAACAGCACAGCUACCCACCUGGAGGACCCCACAUGUGAAGCGAAGCCUAAAGCCAGAAAGCAUGUUCCUCACGUUCUGUCAGCGCUGCGCUCCGUCCGAGGCCAACAGCACACGCCACGGCCCACCAGCAGCGUAGCAGCAGCGCAUCACCAGCCCUAGGCGGCUGCUCCACUGCUGCCACGCUGCCAGUGAGCGACGGUGCAUGCUGUCGGCCCGAGGUGGAGCACAGCGCCGACAGAACGCGAGGAACAUAGGUCCGGUGGGUUUUUGGCGUCAGGCCCCACUCCACGUAUGAGAUCCUCCAGGCGAGGCACCGCAAAAACUCUCCCAGAGAGAUUCAGUCGGUGGCAUGCACAGUUGCAGUGCAGCGACAGAGCUUCUUCCGCAGCCAGCGACCGAAUCAGACCAGACAGCUUCCACCUUUCUUCUUCCUCUUCUUCUUCUCCUCCUUCUGUGUCUUCUCAUCUGGAGCUGGGUCACCUGAGGAGACGGUCCUGUCUACUGAGGUCUUCUCUUCAGUGUCACUGUCCUCUGAGGUCUUCUCUUCAGUGUCACUGUCCUCUGAGGUCUUCUCUUCAGUGUCACUGUCCUCUGAGAAAUAUGGGGGAAGACGUAGCUCCACAAGUUCGUCUUCUGUGUCUUCUUCCAGUUUCAGGCAGCGUUUGGGGGGGAACAGGUUUAACCUGGAUCAAUAAGGGUGUCUGUGGGGUCUGUUUAUUCAAGCCACUUCUGCUGCUGCUGGGGUUCUCUUCAGUGUCACUGUCCUCUGAGAAAUAUGGGGAAAGACGAGAUCUCUUUUCUAGCUCCACAAGUUCUUCUUCUGAGUCUUCUUCCAGUUUCAGGCAGCGUUAAGGGGGAGCAGGUUUAACCUGGAUCAAUAAGGGUGUCUGUGGAGUCUGUUCAUUCAAGUCACUUCCGCUGCUGCUGAGGUUGGAGCUUUGCUUGAAGUUUCCUCUGGUGAUGAACGGAUGGGCAAGGACUUGGCUCGGGGUGAUCCUUUUGCUGGGAUCCAUCUGAAGCAUGGCCUUCAAAAGGUUGAUGCACGCCUUCUUCUCAUCAUUGUCCUCGUUAGCAAGGUGGGUUAGUUUUUCCAGCUGGUCCAGGUUUCUGAAAUCAUAGCACCUUGUGUCUUUAGGUGCACUUCCACCAAAAUACUCCUCAGGGGUCUUCAGCCUCCAUUGGUCAGACGGGGUCUUUUUGCAAUAUAAUGUGAUAAAAAUCCCACCAUCUAUAUUGUCUGGAAGAGCACCGAGGAGCUCCACCAUGUAUUGCAGAACUGAAUAAUCCAAAUCUGAUGGAAAGAAUUUGUAUCCAGUCAGCAUGUACCCCAUCACCACACCAAGAGACCACAUGUCGAUGGCCCCUGAAAAGGGCAGUCCUAAAAUAAUCUCUGGAGCCCUGUAGCAUGGAACUUGUACGUUAGCGCCCUGCUUCGCUGACCUGGUUGGAAAAGCCAACCCAAAGUCAAUGAGCUUAACCUUUAGAGGCUGCUCUUCAUGAUUCAGCAGCAUGAUGUUGUCUGUCUUUAUAUCUGAGUGGAUCACAUUGUUGGUCUUCAGAACAUCCAAGGCUAUGGCCAUCUGAUGGAUGAUGCUUCUGAUGCUGGCCAGAUCCAGAGGGGUUGAGGUGCGGAGUACUUUCAUUCUCAUAUGAUCAUUAAGAGUCUGAUCCAGCAUCUCAAGCACUAAGGCUCUCUUGUUGUUCUGAAGUGGGAACAUCUCAAUAUACUUGACGAUGUUCUUCUCGUCCAAGUUUUUAGUCAUGAGGAAAUUCAACAUAUUAUACUCAUUUACAAAGUAUCUGUCAGCAUUUUGGAUCUUUACAGCGACGAUCUCUUGAGUGUCCACUUUGAUACAUUUUAGUACAACCCCAAAGCUUCCAGAUCCAACCUUUUCCAGCUGAAUGUAGUUCGACCCAAGGUUGUAGCUGGUUGAGCACAAGCAGUUUGAGAAUGAACAGCCCAUGAUGACGUGAUUUUUCUCAAAGUAUAGGGAUGAAUGAUGAAAUGAAGAUCAGCUUAUUCUGAGUCUGAUGGGCUGCAGAAAGAGCGGAUGGUCACGAAACUUUUCUGUGUACUGCCGGAGUUUAGAUCAGCCUAUGUUGAUGUCACUGUGACAUAUCAAAGCCCUGGAAUUCUAGAAGCAGGUUUGAAAAAUGCUGAGGAGCUUUGAUGUGUCACUGUGACAUAUCAAAGCCCUGGUAUUCUAGAAGCAGGUUUGAAAAAUGCUGAGGAGCCUCUUGUUGCCAUAGUAACAGUUAACAGAAGUAAAUUGGCUUAGGCCAUUAUUUGACUGUAUUCAUGGACACUUUUGGAUCCAAACCAUAGACUGUAUAUAUAAUGGACAAAUUUGCUGCACCUCCCAUCAUUGUGUGAAUUUGAAGCCAACUUCUUCACGGUAUUUGUAGGAGUUGUCUCUAUUUCCUGAAACCAGCAUUUGCACAGUAGCCAUGUAUGAGAGACAAGCUGUAAUAAUGCUCUGCUUAAACAGCGUACUCCGGGGAUGUCCUCCACUACCUUCUUUUUUUAUUUUAUUUUAUUUUUUUUAUUUUUUUUUUGUAUGGAUUUUUCGUUUGUUUGUUUGUUUGUUUUUUCAAUGUAACAACACAAACAACAACAAAAAAAUCUUAAUUAGAUUAUGUUGAAAUAAAUAUAUAAUAAUAACUAUGUAUAUAUAUAUAUAUAUAUAUAUAUACACACACACAUAGUUAUUAUAUAUUUAUUUCAACAUAAUCUAAUUAAGAUGUAUGUAUGUGUAUAUAUAUAUAUAUAUAUAUAUAUAUAUACACAUACACACAUACAUACAAUCACCCCGAAUCACCGACACAACAGUAACGAUACAACAACCACAACAGCAUUAAUAAUAAUGACAAUAGCAAUACUGGCAAUAAUAAUGGCAAUAAACGAAUGACAACGACAACAAUAAUAACAGUGAUGAUGACCACAACAAGGAUACAAAACAACAAGAAUCACUACAAUAUAUAACACCAUAGUGUGGACCAGAGGCCGGCCCGGCCCCCUGCACUGCCAAAAAGCGGGCCGACCAGCACCCACGUCCGCCAUGCUGGGACGCCCAUGGGGCACCCUACAGGGCCCCGCCCCGCGACCACCCGCCAACCGAACUGACCACCCACUCCACCUCUAAAUACCUGGGCCACACAUGACUCUCAUCUUGUGUGUUGUUCAUGUGGUGCAUUAAAAACUUCACUGUGAUGUAUGCAUUAAAAAGUGGGGUGUGAAGAGUUGGUGUGUGGUGCGUUAAAAGUCGGAGAGGGGUGUGAAAUAGAACUGGACCAGGGCAAAAAAGAAACUGGAGCAGAGUGGGGCCAAGAAGGGGUGAGGCGCGGCCCAUGGCCCACACAGGAUCCCCACAUUCUGCCUCCACCAGGUCCAGGCAGCAGCAGGCAGGGCCAGCCAAUCCCAGGACACCAGGGAUCCAUGGGCCCCAGCCAGCCAGCCUGCCCUCCGGCUGCACAGGGACCCAAGCCAACCCCCAAUCUAGACUACACGUGUGUGUGUGCGUGCGUGUGCGUGCGUGUGCGUGCUUACGUGCAUGCGUGUGUGCAGGGAUGUUAUUGAUAGAAUUGAUAGAUUCAUGUAUAAUUGAUUGGUUGGCUCUCAGACAGAAAAAAAAAAAAAUUAUAUAUAUAUAUAUAUAUAUAUAUAUAUAUAAAAUAAUGAUAAUAAAAAAUAAUGAUAAUUUGGUCGGAUGGAAAUUGGGGUGUUUAAGUUGUUGAGAAGUCAAUGACAGUGGACCAGGGGGAUUGAGAUUCUGUUGUAGUAUGGAGAGGGGUGGGUGUAUAUUCCAGAGAGAUGUGGUCAAUGAGCAGGUUUUUCCAAUGAGCCAGAUGAAUGGUGUACCUAGAUUUCCAGUUCAUGAGGAUAGUUUUCUUAGCGAUAGUUAGGGCCACGAGAAGAAGGUCAUUGUUUGUUUUGUUUAUUGUGAGUGAUGAUAAGUCUCCUAGAAGGCAGAGUAAGGGGGAUAAAGGAAUGCGGCAGCCCAUGAAGUGUGAUAAUGACUCGGUGACUAGUUUCCAGAAGUGUUUGAUUGGGAUGCUGAGUCAGAUGGCGUGAGUUUAGGUGUCAGGACAGUUUUGAGUGCAGUGGGUGCAAAUUUCUGAGGUGAAGCCCAUUUCAAACAUUUUUUGUCCAGUGUAGUGAGUUCUGUGUACCUAAAUAUCUUAUAUUGUAUGAGUUGUAAAUUAGCAGUUUUAGUCAUGAGAUGAAUGUUUUUGGGUCCAGAAGUCGGCAUCAGGAGCAAUUGACAGGUCUUGUUGCCAUUUUUGUGAUGGUAGAGAUAUGAUUUUGUCAGAUUGUAAUAGUAUUUUAUAUAUUUUGGAGAGGAGUUUUUUUGGGAAAGGAUAUUAAUAAAUUCUGAUAUUGCAGGUGAAAGGUCUAGAUUUGUGGAUCUGAUGUUAAUUUUUUGAUUUGACAGAUGUCUUAAGUUGUAAAUAUUCCAGAAUUUGAUAACUCCCGAUGCCGUACUCCUGGACCAAGUGGGGAAAUGACAUCAGGGUGUUAUUAUGGAAAAUGUGUUUAAGGUGUGUGAUGCCCUAUGAUGCCCUAAUAGUACAAACAUUUGCUUUGACCAAGAUUUUAAAAAUGUUAUUAUUUAUUUAGUAAAGCUGAGCACAAAAUAAAACUGAUGCUAGGAUCAGAAUCAGCUGUAUUGACCAAGUUUGUAUACGCAUAUACAAGGAAAUUGGCUUUGCUCUCUAUGUAAGACAAUAACUUAUUUAUACAAGACUAUUUUACAUAACAUACUUGAGGUGGAUACACAUUGUUUUGUAUACAUUAUCAACAUUAAAUACAGAAUAUUUAAUAUUUAAUAUUAAAUAUUGAAUAAUGGUAUAUUGUGUAUAGUGUGUUUGUCGGGCACAUACACGUGAGUUAAUUCUGAGCCAUUUCAUUGAUUGGUCUACAGUUAUAAAAUGUUAAUCUGGUACAGUCAGGAGGAGUAACUACUUUGAUGCUUUUACUAUCAGAUUGAAAGAAAAGGAAAGAUUUGAAAAAGAAAAAGUCGUUUGGCGUUUCACACACACUCCACACACUUGGCUUCAUAUGGGGUCCUCUGCUGGAUUCAGUAUAAUUCGCUGCACCUCUAUCCUUAGUUAAGUACUUUUCUGAUAUUUUAAUCCAUUUGCCACAAAGAGCUUUUGACUUUCUGCUUAUUAAUUUAGCCAUCUGUGUCUUUUAAAAAGUGAAAUGUGUUGUUCAAAAGAACGGUGGUGUUGGUAUUUCACAUCAUGGCAGCAGCAGGAUGCAGCAAGAUUCAGCGGCCUAACUAUGGUGUGCCUAAAGGGACAAAAUAGCAUCAUUCAAAAAAUAGCAGCUUAAUUUCAGACUUUGAUUGCAUCAUGCUUGAUGUAUCAAAAGUUAUGACUUUAAUCAAAAGUUAUAUAAUACUUGGAAUCAUGAUCGCAACAGACAUUUUGUGAUUUCAUCCUCAUUGUUUUAAUUCAGAUCUAUGAGACAAUACUUCACCUACCACACCAUUAACCACCUUACCCAGAUAUCAAAUCCCUGUCUGAUUUAUAUACCAAAGUGUGUACAGUUUUGGCUCACGCCAUCAACACCUUUGUGGCCUCUGAUGUCAUCGUCAGCACUACUCCUUGGGUGUGGUCAUGGCCCAGGUCUUCAUGGCCAGAGUAGAUGAUGGUCUCUCCUGAAGUCAGUCUGGUUUGGCCACUUCCGUUGCAUCGUGAUUCGCUUAAACCAAGGAGUGCGAUUUUAUAUCUCCUCAUUUCGCUUGCCACUUGGGCUGAUUUGCUGCUCUCAUACAAGGUUCUGAUGUUCCAGGUUCUAUCCUGGUUUUUGCCUUCAUCUUCAGUAGAUUCCUCGGUGAGCUGGCUUCCAUUUGGUUUUGACCCGCACACGUCAUGGGCUCUUCUACAGAGGAAUCUCUCUGACUAGGCUCUUGCUGUAGUAGUGUGUUUCCGGUUUCUGUAGCAUAUGCAAUUUUUUACAAGUUGGAGUUGCUAGCCCCAAGCCCAACUUUCCACCAUUUCUGGCUUCAGGUGUAUUUUGGAGUUGGUUUGUUAGUCCCCUUCCCCUAACCUUUUGUCCUCCAGGCAAUGGAUUACAGUCUCAUACCACGUGAGACCAGACAGGUUCGGGGUCGUGUACAAGCUGUCCCGGCACGUCAAGCCCAACCAACUCCUGCUGCUGUGUAGUGAAAGCUGUAGUCGAGGCACGCAUUUCCUACCAGAAGCACGAGACAGUUUUUAUUUUUUAUUUUUAUUAUUAUUAUUAUUAUUUGUAAUGCUAUGCGCCAAUUAACCUGCUCAUGCCGGUUUUUUGGCCACGUGGGAGGAAACCGGAGCUCCCGGAGAAAACCCACACAGACAGGGGGAGAACAUGCAAACUCCACACAGAGUCUGAACUCUGAGGCCGUUGUGCUAACCACUAGGCCACCGUGUUGUCUGAAAGAUCUGAGAGCGUUUCAACAGCACAGCUACCCACCUGGAGGACCCCACAUGUGAAGCGAAGCCUAAAGCCAGAAAGCAUGUUCCUCACGUUCUGUCAGCGCUGCGCUCCGUCCGAGGCCAACAGCACACGCCACGGCCCACCAGCAGCGUAGCAGCAGCGCAGCACCAGCCCUAGGCGGCUGCUCCACUGCUGCCACGCUGCCAGUGAGCGACGGUGCAUGCUGUCGGCCCGAGGUGGAGCACAGCGCCGACAGAACGCGAGGAACAUAGGUCCGGUGGGUUUUUGGCGUCAGGCCCCACUCCACGUAUGAGAUCCUCCAGGCGAGGCACCGCAAAAACUCUCCCAGAGAGAUUCAGUCGGUGGCAUGCACAGUUGCAGUGCAGCGACAGAGCUUCUUCCGCAGCCACCGACCGAAUCGGACCAGACAGCUUCCACCUUUCUUCUUCCUCUUCUUCUUCUCCUCCUUCUGUGUCUUCUCAUCUGGAGCUGGGUCACCUGAGGAGACGGUCCUGUCUACUGAGGUCUUCUCUUCAGUGUCACUGUCCUCUGAGGUCUUCUCUUCAGUGUCACUGUCCUCUGAGAAAUAUGGGGAAAGACGAGAUCUCUUUUCUAGCUCCACAAGUUCUUCUUCUGAGUCUUCUUCCAGUUUCAGGCAGCGUUUGGGGGGAGCAGGUUUAACCUGGAUCAAUAAGGGUGUCUGUGGAGUCUGUUCAUUCAAGUCACUUCUGCUGCUGCUGAGGUUGGAGCUUUGCUUGAAGUUUCCUCUGGUGAUGAACGGAUGGGCAAGGACUUGGCUCGGGGUGAUCCUUUUGCUGGGAUCCAUCUGAAGCAUGGCCUUCAAUAGGUUGAUGCACGCCUCCUUCUCAUCAUUGUCCUCGUUAGCAAGGUGGGUUAGUUUUUCCAGCUGGUCCAGGUUUCUGAAAUGAUAGCACCUUGUGUCUGUAGGUGCACUUCCACCAAAAUACUCCUCAGGGGUCUUCAGCCUCCAUUGGUCAGACGGGGUCUUUUUGCAAUAUAAUGUGGUAAAAAUCCCACCAUCUAUAUUGUCUGGAAGAGCACCGAGGAGCUCCACCAUGUAUUGCAGAACUGAAUAAUCCAAAUCUGAUGGAAAGAAUUGGUUUCCAGUCAGCAUCAACCCCAUCACCACACCAAGAGACCACAUGUCGAUGGCCCCUGAAAAGGGCAGUCCUAAAAAAAUCUCUGGAGCCCUGUACCAUGGAACUUGUACGUUAGCGCCCCGCUUCGCUAACCUGGUUGGAAAAGCCAACCCAAAGUCAAUGAGCUUAACCUUUAGAGGCUGCUCUUCAUGAUUCAGCAGCAUGAUGUUGUCUGUCUUUAUAUCUGAGUGGAUCACAUUGUUGGUCUUCAGAACAUCCAAGGCUAUGGCCAUCUGAUGGAUGAUGCUUCUGAUGCUGGCCAGAUCCAGAGGGGUUAAGGUGCGGAGUACUUUCAUUCUAAUAUGAUCACAAAGAGUCUGAUCCAGCAUCUCAAACACUAAGGCUCUCUUGUUGUUCUGAAGUGGGAACAUCUCAAUAUACUUGACGAUGUUCUUCUCGUCCAAGUUUUUAGUCAUGAGGAAAUUCAACAUAUUAUACUCAUUUACAAAGUGUCUGUCAGCAUUUUGGAUCUUUACAGCGACGAUCUCUUGAGUGUCCACUUUGAUACAUUUUAGUACAACCCCAAAGCUUCCAGAUCCAACCUUUUCCAGCUGAAUGUAGUUCGACCCAAGGUUGUAGCUGGUUGAGCACAAGCAGUUUGAGAAUGAACAGCCCAUGAUGACGUGAUUUUUCUCAAAGUAUAGGGAUGAAUGAUGAAAUGAAGAUCAGCUUAUUCUGAGUCUGAUGGGCUGCAGAAAGAGCGGAUGGUCACGAAACUUUUCUGUGUACUGCCGGAGUUUAGAUCAGCCUAUGUUGAUGUCACUGUGACAUAUCAAAGCCCUGGAAUUCUAGAAGCAGGUUUGAAAAAUGCUGAGGAGCUUUGAUGUGUCACUGUGACAUAUCAAAGCCCUGGAAUUCUAGAAGCAGGUUUGAAAAAUGCUGAGGAGCCUCUUGUUGCCAUAGCAACAGUUAACAGAAGUAAAUUGGCUUAGGCCAUUAUUUGACUGUAUUCAUGGACACUUUUGGAUCCAAACCAUAGACUGUAUAUAUAAUGGACAAAUUUGCUGCACCUCCCAUCAUUGUGUGAAUUUGAAGCCAACUUCUUCACGGUAUUUGUAGGAGUUGUCUCUAUUUCCUGAAACCAGCAUUUGCACAGUAGCCAUGUAUGAGAGACAAGCUGUAAUAAUGCUCUGCUUAAACAGCGCACCCCGGGGAUGUCCUCCACUACCUUCUUUUUUUAUUUUAUUUUAUUAUUUUUUUAUUUUUUUUGUAUGGAUUUUUCGUUUGUUUGUUUGUUUGUUUUUUCAAUGUAACAACAAAAACAACAACAAAAAAAUCUUAAUUAGAUUAUGUUGAAAUAAAUAUAUAAUAACUAUGUAUAUAUAUAUAUAUAUAUAUAUAUAUAUAUACACAUAGUUAUUGUAUAUUUAUUUCAACAUAAUCUAAUUAAGAUGUAUGUAUGUGUAUAUAUAUAUAUAUAUAUAUAUAUAUAUACACAUACACACAUACAUACAAUCACCCCGAAUCACCGACACAACAGUAACGAUACAACAACCACAACAGCAUUAAUAAUAAUGACAAUAGCCAUACUGGCAAUAAUAAUGGCAAUAAACGAAUGACAACGACAACAAUAAUAACAGUAAUGAUGACCACAACAAGGAUACAAAACAACAAGAAUCACUACAAUAUAUAACACCAUAGUGUGGACCAGAGGCCGGCCCGGCCCCCUGCACUGCCAAAAAGCGGGCCGACCAGCACCCACGUCCGCCGUGCUGGGACGCCCAUGGGGCACCCUACAGGGCCCCGCCCCGCGACCACCCGCCAACCGAACUGACCACCCACUCCACCUCUAAAUACCUGGGCCACACAUGACUCUCAUCUUGUGUGUUGUUCAUGUGGUGCAUUAAAAACUUCACUGUGAUGUAUGCAUUAAAAAGUGGGGUGUGAAGAGUUGGUGUGUGGUGCGUUAAAAGUCGGAGAGGCGUGUGAAAUAGAACUGGACCAGGGCAAAAAAGAAACUGGAGCAGAGGUGGGCCAAGAAGGGGUGAGGCGCGGCCCAUGGCCCACACAGGAUCCCCACAUUCUGCACCCACCAGGUCCAGGCAGCAGCAGGCAGGGCCAGCCAAUCCCAGGACACCAGGGAUCCAUGGGCCCCAGCCAGCCAGCCUGCCCUCCGGCUGCACAGGGACCCAAGCCAACCCCCAAUCUAGACUACACGUGUGUGCGUGCGUGUGCGUGCGUACGUGCAUGCGUGUGUGCAGGGAUGUUAUUGAUAGAAUUGAUAGAUUCAUGUAUAAUUGAUUGGUUGGCUCUCAGACAGAAAAAAAAAAUUUAUAUAUAUAUAUAUAUAAAAUAAAAAAAUAAUGAUAAUUUGGUCGGAUGGAAAUUGGGGUGUUUAAGUUGUUGAGAAGUCAAUGACAGUGGACCAGGGGGAUUGAGAUUCUGUUGUAGUAUGGAGAGGGGUGGGUGUAUAUUCCAGAGAGAUGUGGUCAAUGAGCAGGUUUUUCCAAUGAGCCAGAUGAAUGGUGUACCUAGAUUUCCAGUUCAUGAGGAUAGUUUUCUUAGCGAUAGUUAGGGCCACGAGAAGAAGGUCAUUGUUUGUUUUGUUUAUUGUGAGUGAUGAUAAGUCUCCUAGAAGGCAGAGUAAGAGGGAUAAAGGAAUGCGGCAGCCCAUGAAGUGUGAUAAUGACUCGGUGACUAGUUUCCAGAAGUGUUUGAUUGGGAUGCUGAGUCAGAUGGCGUGAGUUUAGGUGUCAGGACAGUUUUGAGUGCAGUGGGUGCAAAUUUCUGAGGUGAAGCCCAUUUCAAACAUUUUUUGUCCAGUGUAGUGAGUUCUGUGUACCUAAAUAUCUUAUAUUGUAUGAGUUGUAAAUUAGCAGUUUUAGUCAUGAGAUGAAUGUUUUUGGGUCCAGAAGUCGGCAUCAGGAGCAAUUGACAGGUCUUGUUGCCAUUUUUGUGAUGGUAGAGAUAUGAUUUUGUCAGAUUGUAAUAGUAUUUUAUAUAUUUUGGAGAGGAGUUUUUUUGGGAAAGGAUAUUAAUAAAUUCUGAUAUUGCAGGUGAAAGGUCUAGAUUUGUGGAUCUGAUGUUAAUUUUUUGAUUUGACAGAUGUCUUAAGUUGUAAAUAUUCCAGAAUUUGAUAACUCCCGAUGCCGUACUCCUGGACCAAGUGGGGAAAUGACAUCAGGGUGUUAUUAUGGAAAAUGUGUUUAAGGUGUAUGAUGCCCUAAUAGUACAAACAUUUGCUUUAACCAAGAUUUUAAAAAUGUUAUUAUUUAUUUAGUAAAGCUGAGCACAAAAUAAAACUGAUGCUAGGAUCAGAAUCAGCUGUAUUGACCAAGUUUGUAUACGCAUAUACAAGGAAAUUGGCUUUGCUCUCUAUGUAAGACAAUAACUUAUUUAUACAAGACUAUUUUACAUAACAUACUUGAGGUGGAUACACAUUGUUUUGUAUACAUUAUCAACAUUAAAUACAGAAUAUUUAAUAUUAAAUAUUGAAUAAUGGUAUAUUGUGUAUAGUGUGUUUGUCGGGCACAUACACGUGAGUUAAUUCUGAGCCAUUUCAUUGAUUGGUCUACAGUUAUAAAAUGUUAAUCUGGUACAGUCAGGAGGAGUAACUACUUUGAUGCUUUUACUAUCAGAUUGAAAGAAAAGGAAAGAUUUGAAAAAGAAAAAGUCGUUUGGCGUUUCACACACACUCCACACACUUGGCUUCAUAUGGGGUCCUCUGCUGGAUUCAGUAUAAUUCGCUGCACCUCUAUGCUUAGUUAAGUACUUUUCUGAUAUUUUAAUCCAUUUGCCACAAAGAGCUUUUGACUUUCUGCUUAUUAAUUUAGCCAUCUGUGUUUUUUAAAAAGUGAGAUGUGUUGUUCAAAAGAACAGUGGUGUUAUUUCACAUCAUGGCAGCAGCAGGAUGCAGCAAGAUUCAGCGGCCUAACUGUGGUGUGCCUAAAGGGACGAAAUAGCAUUAUUCAAAAAAUAGCAGCUUAAUUUCAGACUUUGAUUGCAUCAUGCUCGAUGUAUCAAAAGUUAUGAAUUUAAUCAAAAGUUAUAUAAUAUUUGGAAUCAUGAUCGCCACAAACUCUUUGUGAUUUCAUCCUCAUUGUUUCAAUUCAGAUCUGUAAGACAAUACUUCACUUACCACACCAUUAACCACCUUACCCAGAUAUCCAAUCCCUGUCGGACAGUUGUGUUUGUUGCAGAUGUUGUUCUUCGAUGGUUUUGCUGCAUUGAACGUCCAUUCUAGCUCAGAGACAGAAGAACGUCAUCUAGCUUCUCUGCUGUAGCCUGAUUUAGUAAAUGCCCUGGAACAUUUAUUGAGACAGCGUUUGAAUGCCGCCCACUCAAAUACUCUCUCCCUCCAACACCACCACUCCUCUGCUUCUCUGCUGCCAGAUCUCUUGCCGUUUCUCACCAGACUCCUCAGCUCGGCUCCCUCAAAAAUAACUGUCUUGGUUAUGAGCUCCUCCAUCUGAAAGACAGCAUCCAUGAUCUGAUUUUACUGCUUUCAUGCCACUUGUAUUAUCACCCUGUCACUACCAUUAUCAUUAUCCUCAUAACUAUAUCCUCUUCAUGGUGGGGGCUUCAUUUUCAUCCCUUUCAACACCAUCAGCACCCCUGCUGUUGAACUGACAGAAUUGUCACAACCUCUUGUUGACUUCCUUUGCAGUGAUGAUCUUUCCUCCCUCUGUCUCUCUCUCUCUCUCUCUCUCUGUGUUCAGGGCUCCAUAUGGAAAAGCCGUGGACAUGUGGUCGGUGGGGUGUAUCCUGGGCGAGCUCAGCGAUGGGCAGCCCUUGUUUCCUGGAGAGAGCGAGAUAGAUCAGGUUUGUGUGCACUGAAAAGAAAUGCGAUGACACGAAAUUAAUUAUUGACAGUUUCAAACAAGAAAUUAAUCAUUGUAAGCCGUUUUCGCAUCAAACAGGUAAACAGUUAUUUGAAGAUACAAGCUUCUCUGCUGAGAGCAUUUGCAGCCUUCAUGCAUCUCAUAUCCGCUCAUUCUCUCUCCUUUUUUCAAGACAAAACAAAUGAUCCCCCUGUACCUGAGAAAAAGCAAAAAUGAGCUUAAAAAGUUGAAAAAUAGAUUUUUUUUUUCUGAGGAGAAUUUGUAAGUGUUGUAAAAACUUGCAAGACAAAACUCACAGUUACAGUCUUUUGGACACAACUUCUGAGCAAGACAGCUGUGUGUGUUAUUUGCACACAGUAUGAGACCAGCAAUUGGAAGAUGAUAUGGUGGGCUAAACAAUAUCCAAAGAGUGUCCCAGAACAGGUCUGAAAAUAACUCCAAAUUUGAAAUCUGAUGGUGUGUGAAUAAAGAGAGGAAUACAUCUCUUUUUUGAUUUACUAUUUGUGUUUUAUCGCUGAUCCAAGCAAGUACAUGAAACUGGAUAUGUUUGAUAACAACAUGGAAAAGAUUGAGAAAAGACUGAGCAAUAUUGAGACAUUUGUUUCUGUGGCGUCCUUGAUUUUCAUAUCUUUCUUUGUUUAAGAGUGUCUCCAUAUACGAUGAAAUUAAGAAGGCAGAUGUGCAAAUGUUUUCAGGACUUUAGUUAAUUGUUUUCCUCUUGGCACAAUUAUUUAUCAACAUUAUGAAAACAGAUGUCAAAAUAGUGCAUAAAGCUGAUUAACAUUUUCACAUUAAAGUUUAAAGGAAACAAAUCAGAAAACAGAAACAUAAAAGAUGCAACACUAUACGAAACACAGUCAGUUAUGAGCAUAGACUGUAUAUACUAUGGACAACUUGGUUCCGGCUUCCGCCUGUAUACGGAUUUGAAGCCAAAAAGCCCUUGGUAUUUCCGCAAUUUUUCUUCCUUUCCUGAAACAAACAUUGCACUGUAGCGCUGAGUGCACUCCACCAGUAAACUAAAUGCGAAGUAAACUUCAUACGCCCAUAGGCUGUAUCAGGUGUCAAUCAUAGAAAACAUAAACCCCCUUAAAACUUUUAAAAACGGAGCUGUACAUAAAAAAGGGAACUUGAGCACAAACCAGUCUUACAGAAACUACUUGUCAACAUCGCAACCAAGGGGGAGAAAAAUUAUAUUCUGUGUAAUCAAUUUUUAAAGUUUGUCCACAGCUCCAUAGGAAUUGCUGGAGGAGGCGGGAUUCAUGGCCUAUACUGCAGUCCGUCGCCAGAGUGUGCUGUUCUUGGAGUGGCUUCACCCAGCGAGGAGGCUGACAGUGUCCAUUCUAUAUACAGUCUAUGGUUAUGACAGAUUCUUGACAGUGUUAUACCGUAUUAACUCAAAUAUAAGUUGUUUUUCCUUUAAAAUCCAUUUAAAAAACAUGGAUCAUCUUAUAGUUUUUUGAGUUUAAGUUAUAAAAUGGUGCCAGGAGGAUGAACAAUUGAGUGACUUUAGGACAAGUUAACGGGCAACUAGAGCAGAGUUAUUACACCUUUGAGAGUCAGAGACUUAAAAUAAAUGUCAAACAGCCAAGAAAUACAGAGCUAGGAAGUUGUCUAAAGAUGGUAAGCACACCCAAACUGAGUAGAAGUGUGUGUAAGAGCAAGUUACCAAAUAGCAGAAUGAAGAUGUGCUUAUUAUCAUUGUCAGCGUCUUAUAUUUGAGUUAAUGUAGAAUUUAGUGUUGGGAUAAAAGAACUUAAUUAUGAAUGUUACAAAGCAGCAAAAUUACUUUGUUCGUGUGACACAAAGUAACGCUUAGUUACACAGUGGGUGCUGAGUAAAACAUGGGAAACUAAAAGUUGGAUUCCUUUGACCAAACCACUGAGGGAAAAACAUGAAACAAACCAAUCACUGACUGUGUCUCAUCCUGUCACGUUCCCCUUAAGAGUCAGGUGCACCUGCAGGCAGACAUGAUGCUCUCAGCCUUUCCACAUGAAUGCUCCAGGUUUGAGCUGGUAUAUUUAACUCCUCUCCCACUGUUGAGCCCUUAAAGCAGAACAGACACACAGGUCACUGCAGAGAUCUGUGUUUUAUUACGUGUGAGAGAACUGCUGUCUGUCUGUGAUGACAUUUUAAAAACAAAAGAAACGCAGAUUGUGAGCUCUUCUGCCCGUUGUACUAUCUCUCUCCCUUUGAAUAUCAAGGAGGUACAACACCACUUUCGACUCCAGCCCAAGUCUGCGUCAGUCCUGACUUUCGUUGAUUGAGGCACAGGUGCACUGUUAUCCCUUUAGAUCUCAACAUGUCACCUUUGCACCAUCACACACCUUAGGGCGCUAACAAAGCAGCUACAAACUGAACCAAUAACACAGACUCAUGUAAACUCAAAAUAUGUGUGUUUAGGUGCUCUACUCAUUCUGGUUCUGCUCCAUUUUAUCUUCAGCUCUUCACCAUUCAGAAGGUUUUGGGACCACUUCCUGCAGAACAGAUGAAACUCUUUUACAACAACCCUCGCUUUCAUGGAAUCAGGGUAGGAAACAUUUGUAUUUCAUAUUUGCAAGAGAAGCUUGUGUUCUUUUCCUUUUCUUUCUCCUCCUCCUCUUUGUUUUCACCUCUUUUCCUUCUCUCUGCAGCUUUCUCUGCGUCUCUCUCUCUCUCUCUCUCUCUCUCUCUCUCUCUCUCUUUUCUUUCUUUCUUUCUUUCUUUCGUGGCAAUGUUCCCAGCACCAUGACUGAGUAGAUUGCUAUGACUCAUGAGAUAGGUGGUUGGUGUUCAGUUUAGCAGCUAGAGAAAAUGUCCCAGAAGGCCGAAGAAAGACUUUGUGAGCAAGUGUGUGUUUUUGUGUGUGUUUUUCGACAGUUUGUUUAGUGUGAAGCGGUGUUUGAUUUCUCUGCGAUUUGAACUUAGAGCAACUUUUUUCUACAGGCAGGAACAUCUAUUGUUGGUCGGAAAUUGUAGUAGUAAUUUUAAAGGUAUGAGAAAUUUGGUGUGGAUACCAAUUUGACAUAGUAAUUGUGUGUGUGUGUGUGUGUGUGUGUGUGUGUGUGUGUGUGUGUGUGUGUGUGUGUGUGUGUGUGUGUGUGUGUGUGUGUGUGUGUGUGUGUGUGUGCGUGCGCGCGCGUGUGCCAGUUUCCAUCUGUUACUCAUCCUCAGACUUUGGAGAGACGGUACCAAGGCAUCUUGAGUGGUUUGAUGUUGGAUCUGAUGAAGGUAAAACACCCAAAAUUAAUCUUAGUCCUUCAAAUGCAGAUAUGAAAUUAGAAAAGAUGCCUCAUCUUAUUAUAUUCCGUCUUUGUUAAGAGUCCAUGUUUCUAUCAGUACUUCUUAAAAUCUACUCCCUCUGUAUUUUCCAAAAAGAACCUGCUGCUGCUGAACCCCACUGAGCGUUAUUUGACUGAGCAGAGCUUGAACCACCCGGCCUUCCAGCCUCUGAGGCAGGCAGAGAGAGAGCGGCCUCCUCCUGCAUCUCCCAACCCACCACGCUCCUCUAAGAGGAAAACACACCAUCAUGGAGAAAACACAGUUCCUACAAGGUCAGAAGAACACACAAACACGUACUUUUGCAGCUCCUCUAUGCCAUCCUAACUUUGAAACUGUUAUAAGUUUUUUGCAUAUAUAUAGUGAAAGCCUGCCAAGGCACUUGUGUAUAGACUAUUUCCUCAGUCAUCAUCUGUUUUUUUUGUCCUGGUAUUAGGGCUGGGCGAUAAAACAAUAACGAUAUAUAUUGAAAAUCAAUUUCCCUCAGUAUCAAUAUAAAACAUGGUCAAUAUGCUUUUGGCUACUCGGCAUUCUGCCAUGUUUUGGUAAACUAUAAAAAAUAGCCAAUGAAAAGGGGAGUUUCUCCGGGUCCACUUCGCACUGAGCCAAUAAUGUGCUGAAUUAGAACCAAGUAGCAAACAACUGCGUAGUAGAAGGCUGCAGCUACACACAACCAUACAACUUUAACACGUAAAGCCGACAGCACUGUUGGUGAGAAAAAAAGAAAAUGAGUACUAUCCCGGCAGAAAUGCAGAUGAAGGCGCAACAGAUGAUGACAUUGUCGACAACACUGGCACAAAAACGGUGGUGUGGAGGUAUUUUGGUUUUUGAGGCAGAGUAAUGUACACUGCAAAUUAUGUCGAGUACAUGUUCUCACAAAGUCGGGGAAUACCUCAAAUAUUUUUCACCACCUGAAGCAGUGCCACACAGCAGAGCACGCGCAAUGAAAAAGGUUACAAACCCCGAGCGGAGCAAAGAGCCCAUGGCACCUGUGCAGCUAAAAGAGCUGAACAUUCAGUCCGCUUUCUCUAGCGCAACGCCUUAUGACAAAAUGUCGAAGAGACACCGAGACCUCACAGAUGCAGUAGCUUAUUGUAUUGCAAAAGACAUGCUACCAAUAAGCACUGUUAAAUUUCAUUUUUUAUAUUGUGAUAUCAAUCGAUAUCGACCAGCCCUAUAUAAUUCAUCAUGCCCAAGAAAAAAAUUAAAAACAGGUCAGAAAAUGUGGUAAAAUACAAGAUGUGAAUUAAUCAUCUAAAACAAGAGCAAACAGAGUUUGUCUGAUUCUUUAUCAAGGAUUUGAAAAUACCAAAGGGUACCAAAAUGUUUGUUUUGAAAGUGCUCUGCAAAGAAUAUCAAGUGGAUGGUGCAUAGAGACUAAAAGCUCAGUACAGACUGGAGGCGCUUAUAUGUAAAGUCAGUCAUUCGACCGUGUCUGAUACAGUCCAGAUGACCAAGCAAGGAGAGAUGUGAUGUACAUUGGCAGUUUUCCUGUAAGGGCCUUAUAGAUGGAUAACACACACAAAUGCCUUUUAUGUCUCUCAGCAAGAGAGGACAACCCUGCAUUUUUAUAUAAGGUGUUGUAAGAUCAGCAGUUAUAGCACGGUGGGAAACAGCAUCCAGAGGUUUCAGAGCAGAUGCAUGUAUUUAAAUCACAUCUCAGUAAUCUAAAACAGAACGAAAAAGAGAAUCCAUGUUUAAUUUCCACAGAAAACAUUGGAAUAGAUGGUUUAUUUAAUUUUUCAAUGAGUUCAUCUGUUUCUCUGCUUCUUCUUUAAGGAGUCACAGCAAGAGCACGAGCCGCCGCUCCAACAGCAAAGAAUGUUCCAGCCUCCCUCGCCAUGGGGACCUUCAUCACCUCAGCAACAAGAGUUUCCUGAAUGGAAACAAGCCGCCCCCCUCCAGUUUAAGUCCUCAACUUCACCCCAAGGGCCAAUACAUGUCCCAGACCCUCAAUCGGUCUGCCUCAUCCAGCAAAGACCUGGCUAACAACAACCUGCCGCACCUCCUCAGUCCAAAAGAAGUCAAAGGCAAGACGGAGUUUGACUUCAACCUGGGACCCUCCCCCAAACUUUCAGAGCAGGGACACGGAGGCAAGUACAGCCACAGCAAAUCCAGCUCCUCUCGCUCUCAGCAGCAGCAGCAGCAGCAGCAGACCGGCCGCCACACCUUCCUGGAAGGCAAGAACAACACUUUGCAGUCUGGAGGAGAGAAACAACAUGGCCGACACACCCACAGUAUGGCCGACUCUGCCCACGGCUCCAUGUCCUCGUCCUCUAAGAGUUCAGCCUCCUAUCUCAGCCUGUCAAAGAGUCACAGCGCCCUCAGCGAUUCUAAAUCUGUAGGGAACCUCAGCGAUGGUCGACUCCAUCCUGACGACCCAAACUCCAACACCACAGUGGGGAUGCAACCCAGCGCACGCUUCUUCCCCACUAGCUGUUUAGACCUCAACGCUCCCUCGGGUCCUCCUGGGCCGCCUGGCAGCCCAUCUGCCCGACACAGCGAUCGAUCUGGACAUAGCCCGGCUUCUCGGAGCAGCGGCAACGUCCGCAUGGAGAGCAGCACCCUGGACUCCUCAUCCAGACACAAAUCCAGACAUAAAGCUCUUACACCAGGUACAUUCAAAAGUCAGACUCACUAUCCAAAAUCAACUUUGACUAAAGUAAAACUGACAACAAUACAGUCAUUAACAAGAAACUAUUAAAACCUGAUUUUAAACCCUAAUUGUUCCAUUUUAUUAGCUUGUCUGACAAAUACAGUCAAUAAAGUGUCUAGAUUUAAAUUUUGAGUCAGUAGAACCACGAGUCUGACAGUCACUGGUCACUUCCAUGAAUCAGUGGACAUAAUGAUAAGUGUUAUUCAGCUCCAACUUUUUAAGUAGGAAGAUUUUCAGUUUCACUUGAAUUCACAGAUACAUUUCUAGAUUUUGAUGGUCAGAGUAUGUGACCUGUCAGACUUUUUAAGCCAUGACCCGGAACUUUGCCCAGAGUAGAACGAGAGGUGAAAAUUGUCUUUCUUUCUACGUGUCUUUAAAUGAUAUCCUUUUGAUUCUGGACUUAUGCUUGGAUUAAGAAAGUUUGUAGAUGUGGCUGCUGUAGGCUGCCCGUUUUGUUCAAGGACAUUUUCUAGGGAUGAUUCAUUCAAACUUAUUUUUCUCUUCUCCAGAGGAGGCCGGUGCUCCAGAGCUCUUAGACCCCGGAGGAGCCGGGAUGCCCUCCACCCACACUCUGCCUUCUCCACACGAAUCUUAUCAUUAUGGCCUGGGCUACACCUCCCCCUUUUCCUCCCAGCAACGCCCUCAACGCCACUCCAUGUAUGUGAGGAGGGAGCGCCACCGCCCACACGGGGUGGAAAGUGGGAUGGCGGGCCUCCCUGCUCCGGGGCAGGCGAUACCGACACGUGCCAGCAGCCUGCAGCUCCUCUCCCCUCAGCUGCAGCACCGGACCACCCUGACCGGACACUCAGUGAGCUCAUCGAGAGAAGACUGCACAGAUGACAUGACCAGGGUUGGUAGAAGACAGAAUUACAAUUGAAUGAUUUGAAUUACAACCACAACAUUCAGAGGAAUGACACUAACGCUGAUGAAGGGUCCAUUAGCAAUAUGUUUUGUUGAGCUUUUUCUAUUCUCAGAUGUUGACUGCCAGUUGGAGACACGCUUUACCCAUGUUACAACACUGCUGAAAAAUAGAGCAACUCUUUAAGAGAGUGUGAGGAUGUGAGCAACUAUAAGAAGGGCAAAAUAGUGAGUGUUAGAUGGUUAGGUUAGAGCAUCAUCAACAGUGCAGCUCUUGUACAGUGGUCCCAGACUGCAGUGGUCUAUAUCUACAGUGCCUUGAAAAAGUCUUCAUACCCCUUGAACUUUUUCACAUUUUGUCACUCUACAACCACAAACUUCAAAGUAUUUUAUUGAGAUUAUCUGAAAUGUGUGGUGUCCAUUGGAGAGCGUCUGUGAACAGCAAUUUUCAAGUCUUGCCACAGAUGCUCAAUGGGAUUUAGGUCUGGACUUUGACUUGGCCAUUCUAACACAUGAAUUGAUCUAAACCAUUCCAUUGUAGCUCUGGCUGUAUGUUUAGGGUCACUGUCUUGCUGGAAGGUGAAUACAAAUGCACACCACACUUUUCAGAUUUUUAUUUGUUUAAAUUUUUGAAAACCAUGUAUAAUUUUCGUUCCAUUUCACCAUUAUGUGCUACUUUGUGUUCGUCUAUGUGGAAAAAUCUCAAUAAAAUACUUUUAAGUUUGUGGUUGUAGAGUGACAAAAUGUGAAAAAGUUCAAGGGGUAUGAAGACUUUUUCAAGGCUCUGUACCAGAAGUUGUUUAAGGAAUAGAGACCAGGGCUCAUGAAUGACACGACAGAAGACUUAGACUUUAAUAUGUUAUUGCUGAAAAGGAGAUAAAGUAGAACAUUUUUGGGGGGUAUGAAUCAGAAAUCUGUUUUUUAUCUCCUAUCUAUAUUUUUGAAUCCAUCAGUCUACAAAGAUAGUUUAAAGUUAUAUCUUUUAUUCUAUGAUGAAGUUUUAUGCCAGAUGAUUUAGUUUUGAUUUUCUUUUAGGAUACUCAAAAGUGCAUAAAAAACUAAAUAAAGUGUAUUAAAUAUUUGUGUGCGUGUGUGUGCGGGCAUUUGAUUUGCAAGGUGAUGCAAGUGUGCAGGUUUCGUCACUGUCUCACAUUAUCAUUGCCUCUGCUUCAUGCUGCUUUCUUGUCUGCUUUGACCUGCGCCUGUCCGUCUCCUCAACAGAGUGAGCAGUCUCCUAAAGACAUGAGCCACCCCUGUGCCCCCAUCAAAGACUCUACGAGGGACAACACAGCUGCUUUUCAUACGCAGCGCUCUAAAAACGAGGUCCGACCCCCAAAGAUGAUUUCACUAACAGUAGCUCUUCUGACCUGCUGGUUGCCAUAGCUUUCUCUGUUUCUAUCAGGGCGAACAGCUUCAUUGCACGUUGUCGCUGGUAUAAAUGUAACCUCACUGAAAAGCUCUGAUUGUCCUGAAUGUCAGCCGAGAAUGUGAUAGCUAAUGAUAAGCAAAGAAGUGAUUUUAUGGAAAUGAUCGAACCCAACGCUCCAGAUUUUGAGGACGUAUCUGUUUUGUGUAUGUUUCUCAGGUCGGUAUGUAUCACGACCCGCAUGUUGAAGACGGAGGAUCAUCGAAGGAAAACAGGAUGAUCUUCACUGAGUCCAUGCCACGGAGAGUAGGCAGCUUCUACCGAGGUGAGGGACAGAGCCGCGCAAUAUUCACAGUUUCACUUUUUAAAAAAAUAUUAGCAUUUGUAAAAGUUCUUAAAGUCAUAUAAUAUAUAAAGAACAGCGGACACACAGAGAGACUGUGAUUUGAAGCUGUCCUGCAUACUUCAAUGUUUGCUCAUUUGAUGCAACCUUUGACUACAUAGAAUGGUCAACAUGUGUGAUAGCAUGCACAGGAGCAAUCUGCUACCCAAAACUGAUAAAACAUAACUGAUCAAUCAACUAAUUAAUCACUCAAUCAGACUUAAUUUGUCUCACACUUGUCAGCUAAAGUGUAGAACAAGGUGCCUUACGUGAAUGUCAACUUUAAUCAAAGCCCUGAUUCAUGUGCACGGUUUACAACAAGCAAACAAAACAAACAGACAAGAUCUUAAUAAAAGAUAAAUAAAUAAAAUGAUCUAUUAAAACAGGAUUGAAAAAAAAACUGAAGAACACUAAAAUGAGUUUAUCCUGAGGAAACACCAGAGGUACGACUUGAAUGUAAUACAAUACAAGAACUUUAUUGAUUUACUCAGGGAAAUUAGGCUGUUAAAUGUUCAAAUUCAAGACAGUAGAAAUAAAAGAACAAAAUAAAUAGAAGGAAACACUUACAUCAUAAAAAUAAUACAUAUGAUAAUAAAACAGUAAAAUGCAAUAACAGAAUACAAAUAAAUCAGUAAAACAGAUGCAAAUUUAAAUAGAUAUAUAUGUUAAUAAAUUGUAAAACUCAAUGAAUUGCUGAAAGGUCAGGUCUUAGGUUUGUUUAAUCCCACAAUUAGGAAGAGUUCACUGUCAUGGAUUUGUAAACUUCAGUGUCAGCAUCUUUCUUCUUUUUCUCACUGUCCCUCCUUCGCUCUGCUGAUAAACUGGAGGAGCAGCAGGUAUUUAUCGAUAGAGCUUCAAAUCAAUCACCUCUUAACACCAAACAGCCAAUUGAACUUAAACUCUCCUGAAAGACAAACACUUGCAUAUUCAGUAACAUGAUAAGAACAAGCUGUGGUGACAGAAAGAAAAUGUUUGACAUGUAUUUGAUAGUUUUAGAGUACAGUCUUUGAAUACUUACUACUCACUCUAUAUAAUCUAAUGCAUAUCUGGCCAAAAGGGCUGAUUUCAAAUCAAAAAGUGUGUUACAGGAAAGUGAAUCACCUAGGCGGGGCAAGUAUACUUUCAAAGGGAUUGAUAUAAAAAAGAACAAGGGACCUUCACAUCCUGAUAUAUGGUACAGAGGACUGCAUGUUUACCACAGAUCCUAAGUACUAGAAAACUGAGGGCCUAAUUCAAAGCUUUUCCACCCUGUGAGCGCUUCUAAUGAGCCCUAAAAGACAUCGUCUGGUUCACAGAUCCAGCAGAGGUUUAAAUGCCCCUCUUAACAGCGCUGCAGAGGGUACAGCGUCUCUGUGCAUGAGUGUUGUUUGUGUACAUUCAAAGGGGCCAUUAUGCAUUCAUAUGGAGAAAAAUAUGCUUCCAUCUAUGCAAAUUAGCCUUAUUGCAAAUAACACCUAAUUCACAAACACGACUCUUAAAGCCAUACAUAGAGUGAAAUGUUUACCGUCUGUUGAGAGCUGGGGGUGUGCAGGAGGACGUGGAAGCAUUGCUCAUUUCAAACUCUGCAGGGAUCGAGACACCAGCCCCACCACUGGAUGACCUGCGAGUGAUAUAUCUGUACAAAAGUCUGUUAAUAUUACUUUUAAAUGACUGUUUAUAAUAAUGAGCUGGGCUUAAAUAUUAUACAAUAUGUUACUAUUAUCAUUAUUAUUAUUGUUUUUGUUGUUAUUUCAUUAUUUUCAUUAUGGUCAUUAUUUUUAUUGCUAUUAUUAUUAUGAUGAUUAAUAUUGUUAUAUAAUAAUAAUAAUAAUAAGAAGAAGAAACUGUUAAAGCACGUUAUAGAUAAAAUUUAUUAUUAUAAUGAAUAUUAUGAUAUAUAUGUAAAUCAUUAGUGAAGAAGAAGGGGUGGGACUAGAUAAGUUUCGACUUCUUCCCACUCCUUUUUGAACAUGUUGUAUUCUUUACUUUUUUAUUAUUUUUUUCAUAUGUUCAAAAUAAAAUUCAAUCAAUCAAUCAAUCAAUCAAAAAAUAAAUCAGUUUGAUGUUGUCUCAGGCUCAAUUCCUGCACAUACAGGUUGUGUCAUUCUUCUUAAAACGCUUUAGUUUUCCAUUCAAAACUGGAGCAAACUGCGCAAAGCUGCAGAGCUUUGUGGAUGUUUCUGUGCUUGAAUAUCACUUUGACGUUCUUUAAAUUUUUGAUAACAUUUACUGUCACAUUUUCAGCUUAUUUUGUCAUCAUUGGUCAAAAGACACAAAGUCCUGGUGAGAUGUUGUGAAAGUUGUGCUGGAUAAAUUCAUUCAGGGUUAUUGAAAGAUUAAUGGGAAACGUCGGGUUUUGAGGGUGACGGAACAAGAGUUUCCAACUCCUCCUGCCAUGCCCUAUUAAGCUCUGCAGGAGGAGAUACAUAAUACAAGAGGCAGGCUUUUCAACUUGGACUCAUACAAACAAGGCACAAUGGAAUUUGAGGAAUACGAGUAAAAAAGAUGAAUUUGUAGAUUAAUGCUGUCCUGUUAGAAACUUGCAGAGAUAAAUCAUAUUUUUGUAACCACUUCAAUUUUCUCUUGUUUUGUUUCUCUUCAGUCCCGUCUCCCAGACCAGACAACUCCACUUCUUUUCAUGACCCGGUUGGGCAGGGUCGAGGGCCGGUAGGACCUGUAGUACCCGGAGACCCUGUUGUCAUGGCUAACCACUCCAAACGUCCGACAGCUUUUGACUGGUGAGGGUGUUUUUUUUAUCGCUACAAUGUUUGAUCAAGAAAAUCUCAUAAACAAAGUGUCCACAUUUACAAAUCACUGCAGAUGUUAUUGAAUUUAAAGUCUGAAAAACUGUGCGAGUAUUCAAACCUCAGAGGUGUCCUUUUGCAUUGUAUGAGUGUGCAGUACACAUGAAUCAUUUUUUACAUUUUCUGCAUACGCCUUACAGGACUGCAGCAGAGGCGAUGGUCAUGAAUCCUCCGGAGCCGACCAAAGAAAAGGAAAAACAAGGCUUCUUCAGAGCCAUUAAAAAGAAGAAGAAAAAGACACAAAUAGUAAGAUGACUGAGGCGACCUGCUGUCAGAAAUGUCUUCUGUUCAAAGUGUGUUUUUUUUCUUGUUUGUGCUUCACUGUUUUGGUUUUUGUGUAGUAAAAACUGAUCAGUACGCUCUCUUAGUCUGGUGUAGUGAUACACUGAAUUUUCUCUUUAACCAAAGAAAGUAACAGUCUCUUCAAAAUCAUCUCUAUUAGUACAAAAAAUUGCUAUUUUUUUAUUUUCUUAUUUCCUUUUCUUUUCUUUUUUUUGCUUUUUUUCAACAUUUAACUGCUACUUUAGGGGUUAGCAAUGUUUAAAUAUUGGCUUGUUUACUUAUCUAAUCAACCAAGUAUGGAAAGUAUGGAAAUAAAUUUGAUCAGUUUCCAGGUCUUAAAAAGUAUGGAAAAUGAAAAAUAAAGUAUGGAAAAAUAUUUAUGAUCCCAAACUAUUACCACAGUUCUAAAAUACUGUUUUCUAAAAUAGAAAUGUACAUAUUUCCAAAAAUAAUUCUAAAAAUUAGGGUAGGGAAAAGUAUGGUAAUUCCAACUGUGUAGGAACCCUGAACCUACCGUUUAUCUCUUGACCUGUCGGACCUCAUGGUAUUGAUGCCAAAGUCAUCAAGUUAAAAAAAUGGAAAAAUUAUGAAAACAGUCUCAUCAAAACUGUCUCCUAGUAAUCGAAGCAUUAUACUGGUAUUGAAUAUCUUGUGUCUAAUGUAAGUUUCAUUUCUUUAAAACUGUAGAGUUUGUUUGUCUAAGUUUAGUCCAAGCUGUCAGAGAUGAUUUGUGUUGAAAGUUGUGGCUUUUGCUCCACAGACAGACAUGGAGGACGGGAGGAACCCCAGCAUCAAGAAAAGCCUUUUCCCCCUCUUUAGCUCUAAGAAUAGCUUAAAGCACAACUCAGCAGUCAAAGUCCUACCUGUAGUGGCCUCGCCUAUGGUACAACACCAGCCUCCUGCGCCCUACCCUGCCUCACCAGUAAUCUAACCUCGACACUUUCGCUGCAUGUUAACUCACACUCAUGACCUACUUUUUGAAAUCCUCUCAAGAGCUCGAUGGCUGAUUGACUGUGAAAUACUCCAAAUUGAAAGGAUUUCAAAUACGUUGAGGGGUUAAUAACAGCACGCCGUUUGUGCAUCCAUUCUGUCUCACUAUAAUGUAUGUCAAAAGAAGCCCCCCCUCCCCGCUUUCACAUUGUAUUGUUAAGACAUUGAUUUCAUGCUGCAGUGUGUGCUGUUUGUGAGGCCCACACGUCGAGACUCAUCCUUUUCAAAGAAAACAUCAGUGUAUCAUAAGAGGGCCAUGGAUGUAUUCACCGCAUUUGUACGCACGUGUACCCACACAUGUAUUCAAACUCAUUCUGGGAGACAUUCACUGACUGCACAGUGCUGUACAAUAGCCCUGUAAAAGUCGCUUAUUAAAGCUUGUUAGUUUUCUUGCAGUGUUAAAUGAGAGGGUCAGUACUGCUCUUAUAUCUGUUUGAAAUGAAGCCACAGCAGCUGGUUGACCUAGUUUCACUUUAAUGCUGUAGGUUUGGGGAAACAGUUGACUCCAGUUUAUUUACGCCCCUUCCUCUCUCCAGUUUGUCAGUUUUAGCUUCUUAAACAUGAGAACUUGCUCAUCUCCAAGAUUCGGUAUCAGUUCAAACUUGAUUUGUUUUUGAAAAUAUAAACCUUACGAAGAGAAAUCUAGAAAAAUUCAGAAACCAAACAGAUAACCAGCAGAUACAUUAGAGUCUAAACUUACUCAGAGUGAAGACAUUCACAGAAUUUCUGUAUUCUCUUCACAUCAGUCAUCGCUUUUCACCACCGCCACCUUUGUGUGACAUGUCUGCUGCUCCCAGAGGGAUGCAUGAAGAAGCUCACCUCUGAAAAUGUCCCUCAAGAUGUGAAUAUUCUUACUAAAAACGCUCCUGUAUGUUUUUUACACUCAGGUUCCUGGUAACGGACAAGAGCACAUGUCUCUGCAGAGAAGCUCAAAGUCCACGUCCCACCACGGCAGCCGACGGAAAAACCGCGAGCGAUCCAGAGACCGGGAGCGGGAACAGAGCCGGGACCGAGAACGAGACAGAGAGAGGGAGCGAGAACGGGAGAGGGAGAGGGAGAGAGAGAGGGAAAGAGGGAGGGAGAGAGAGAGAGUGGGUGAAUGGCCAACAGACAAACCAGUGGACUCGCACUCUCAGGUACGGAUGCUCUGAAGACUUUGAUUUGCUCUUUAUGAAGAUCACACAGAACAUCAACUAAGUUAAUCAAAGGGCCAAAAUGACACAACAACAAUACAAAGCCUCAGUAUUAAUUAUCGAGCGUGGUAUGACAGAGUUUUAGAGCCAGUCGUUAAUUUAGUCAACAGUUAGCUGCAGAAGACUGUUUUGAAAAGGGGGUACCAAAUAUCACAGCUUUUUUUUACACAGUCUUUCCAGAGUCCUGGUUCUUACCACAGUGUGAUGCCGAGGUGCCAAAACAUUAAGAACAGUUUGAGGCGACACUCCACGUCCCUCAUUUGAGUCCAAGCAGCUGGCUGUUUGUCAACCAUAAACCAAAGCAAUGACUUUAUACUCAUAACAUGGUAGCUUUUUUAUUGAAAUAUUGUGACUUUACUACGACUUUAUUUUAGUGAUAAUGGAACAGCACAGCUUGGUUUGCUUAUGACUUUAUGAAAUGACAAAGAAAAAAAGUGAAAAUCUUCAAGAAAGAAGUUUAAAUCUUAAAUAAAAUACAGAUGUGUGUUUUAUAACUUUUGAACUUCAUCAUGUUUAGAUAAGGAAAGAUUAGAUGCUUUGAGUAGAAGCUGUUCACAUACUAAGACUGUUUAUUGAUCUGUAUCCAGACUGAAACAAGCUAUGUUUUCCAUGAUUCACCCUUAUACAAAGUUUUAUGAAAACUGGGCAAGUAUAUAAAAUGAAUGAAUGAAUAAAACGUAACAUCAGUCCACAGAUCAGGGAUAAAUUUAGAUACAUUGGUAUUUAGUAUGAUCAUCUAAAUAUUGUGUCUGUUUUUUUCUAACAGAGUCAGCCUCUGAAGUCCCUCCGCAGGCUCCUUCAUCUCUCCCCGUCCUCCUCAAAUCAAGGACAGCCUCCUCCUCCUCCCCCUGACCUGCGCUUCCAAGCCCCCCUCCCAAACCCCCCUCAGCCCUCCUCCAAAGCGGGCUACCCCGAGGGUCGAGGGCACACUGAGAGCAGGGCACACACCGGGGUGAGCAGCUCUGCCCAAGCCAAGAGCCGAAAGACCAGCUACCCCCUCCCCGGACAGAUCGAGUCCACCUGGCACGUGUCGGCCCUGCAGCGAGCUGAGGGCGCUCAGUUCACCCCUGAACAGCUGGGGAUCAAACCGGGACAGAAUGGACCCACUUUUACCCGGGCGUCCCGCAGCAGGAUGCCCAACCUCAACGACCUGAAGGAGACCGCACUGUAAGACCCCUGAACCACACCUCUUGCAGCGUGUCUCCAUCCUGAAAGCAUCUACCUGACACGAACAUCCUGGUACUGUAGUGAAAGUUUACAUGAAAAUUGAUUUCAUUGGAUCGAGUCCUUGUUUAGAGAAGUAGUUCUUUUGUUGAUGCUCGUGUCUUUGAAACCGACAAAAACUCAACUCUAACAGGUCAAACACACACGACACUAACAGUGCAUUUAAGAAAGUCAAAGACAGGAAGCAGCUCUAUGUUAUUCUGAUCUUUCCUGUUGAGGAGACACUACCUGUGUGGCCUCUCUGCUGCCAUCUGCUGCUCACAGGACACUACAGCAACAACAUCAGACAGCCACUGUCGAAGCAGUGACAGAUUACUCAAAUGUUUUUCAUGCUCUGAUAUUUGAUAAAAACAACAACAACAGAAAAAAAAAUAUUUAUAUCAACAUUAUUUAUUGAAUAUUUUUUUGUUUCAAUUCAAGGAUAUAAGCUAUAAAUGACACAGUAUGUAGGCUAUAUGGGAAUAUUAUAAGGUAAUAUAGAGAUUAAUGUGUAAUUGCAAGAGCUUUAGUUUCAACAGAGAAAGGCAUAGAUAUUUAUGUGUUGAUAAUACAGUAUGUCGAGAGAAAUAUUUAAUAAUGUUGAAUGUCCUUUUUUUGUUCAAUUUGAUAUGUUACUAACAGAUUUUCAUGUUAUAUCAUGUUAUUUUUACCCCUUUUCUUUUUUUUUUCAUCAAAAUGUAAAGAGAUAUUGAUAGGUAUUUGUCACCCUAAAUAGAAAAAUAUCUGGGACAUCACAUCUAUUACAAAUCUGCCAACGACCCUCAAGAUAUCAGUUUUAAUGUUUACGACAGGUCGGGGUUUUUGCCGACAGUGUUUGGUAGCAAAAGAGCCAGAGAGAGACUUGGCGGCUCUGUGCUUCACAAACAGUCAUCAUCAACUCUAUGUCCCACCUCAGUCUCUCAGUGCAUUUAUCAGCAAACACAUCUCUCCAGCUCCAUGCUGCCAUGUUAGUUUUGUCUACAGCCUUAACAGCAAGAAAUGUGCAUCCACACUUUGGUGCCCAUCAGUGUUGAAAAGUUGUCCUCUUUAAAUGAGGCUGUGUUGGAAAUUGUUGUGGAUAUCUCUGAAAAAAGGCAAACCUCACCUACAACCUUUAAGAUCUUCAAGGUGAAGUCUGGUGGAGUCUUAUCCUGUUUAACUGUCAACAAAAAAGAUCCCAGCUGAAAAAAACGCCUAAGUGUUGUCUAUGUAUCUUAAAUCUAAUAAUGAUUAUUACUCUGAGUUAAAAGCUGUUGAAAUAACUUCCUUUGUAAUAAUAACCUUUCAUACUACUCACACCACACCACACUGAUGUAAAUCCUGACUAGAGAGCCAGCUGUGUGAAUCGACAGCUGGAAAUGAUACUUUAACAAAAGCAUUAUCUGCUUCUGUUUUAAUAAGGUCAACUCAAAACAACAAUAUUCAUCUGGGUUUAGGUAAAAAGAGUCCAAAAUGAAAAGAUUGUGCUUGUGGAUUCCUCUUCAGGAGAGUCUCACUGAAAUAUUCUGACUUUAGAGAUGUUUUAAAGUAGUGAUGGGCACAGCAGUUCUUUAAGAUGUACUGAAUCACUAGAAGCAGUUCACCAAAAAGAUUCGUUCAAAAGAUUCGUUCACCAAAUCACCGAAUCAUUAAGCGCUUGGCAGGAGAAGCCUGCGACUUCAACCUCCCGAACUGAUACACAGCUGAAUGUUUCAGGAUUCAGUUCAGAUCGUAGCUUCUGGAACUGGGAGACGAGAGUGUUUGGCUGCGUUGCUUUGGCAAACAGGUUUGGAAAAUUGAACUUGUUCAUAGGUCAUGAUGUUUUAAGUGUACUACCUAUGGUAUGCUAUUUACCAGGUCUGCUCGGUGAAUAGGGCUCAGUGUGAUUCGGUCACUGAACGUUUAGAAGAAUUCAAACUGAACAUACCCCCCUCUCCACAUCCUUGUGUUUUGAUUUGUUGACAGAAAGCAAAGUAAGUCCCCCCCAGACUUCUCCUUUAAUUUACAUGUUUACAUUUCUCUGUGUGCAUUUAAAAGCUUGUGUCAUCAAAUUCUUCUGUAAAUGCCUUUUGUAAAUCUGAAUUUGGUUAUCCUACCGUAUGUGCGUAACAUUUUUUUAAUAUUUAUACCCAUAAUCAGGGAUGAUUUUACUUAACUCCUUCAUUCAUAAAAGCAUUUAUUCCUCACUUAGUGACAAUUAAAAUUAAGUUGGAACUAAACACUAUUUGUGGCCGAGGCAAAAUACACAGCAGUGGUUUUUUCCAAUCUUCCCUCUUUCUCUGUUUCUGCAGAAAUGCUUGUAUACCACAGAAAGGGGGAACAGAGGAGAGACGGAUGGAUGCAUUUGUUCAAAUUUAAAGGCUCGAAAGAGAAUCUAAUGUUUUGUUGAUGAAGUCAAACAAGAAAAAAAACACAGUUGACCCAUGGCUGAUUGAAAGCAAUAACAUGCAGGAAGAGAGUCAGACUAAUUAUUAAGGUCAAAUCUGUUGCUUGUUAAAUUGGAAUCAAAAACAGCAUUAGAUAAGGAGACUGUGAUUAGAUUUAGUGUAAUUAAAACAUCAUUCUGCAAUAUGUUUUUUAUUUUUUCGACUGUCCGUAAAUGUGACUCCUGACAGGUUCAGCUGCCCCUUGUUGUGUACUUUGAAAAAUCCUGAUUGUAAUGACUGUACAUGACUGCUGAUGUGGGUUUUUCUGUAUUAUUCAUUGGACAGAGUGAUGACUAAGCUUGCCUUGCCAGUGACCCGAAGCCUUACAUUAGUCGACUGUCUAAACACUUCAGAUGGAAACAGAGGCUUCAGUCCCCAGUGAGUCACUUCUGCUCAGAACUGAGGGUUUUUUUUUUCUCACAAUAUGAAUGUGUUUCCUUAAACAUCCGUUUUUUUUUUUUUUUCAUGACGCUGUUCCCCACUUCUUACAGGGUGUAAAUAGAAAUAAUAGAGUGUAUCUAUACUGACCAUUCUACUUUAAAAACAAUAGGGUCUCAUAAUAAAAGCCAACCGUACAUUUUUGAA
This is a messenger RNA of Xyrichtys novacula (pearly razorfish), 58955 nucleotides long. The record is from the annotation of a GenBank genome assembly. Lineage: Eukaryota; Metazoa; Chordata; Actinopteri; Labriformes; Labridae.